Podarcis lilfordi (Lilford's wall lizard) is the source of this 54305-nucleotide messenger RNA. The record is from the annotation of a GenBank genome assembly. NCBI's taxonomy places the organism in Eukaryota, Metazoa, Chordata, Lepidosauria, Squamata, Lacertidae.
AGGAGCGUUUUAUGCUCUGUCUCAAGCUGCAAAUAACUCAGCUGGGAGGAAGCCUCCCGGAGAAAAAGGGGGCUUGCUAUAUGCCAAGCACGCCGAUCUCUUUCUGCGAUUCCGUGUGUAGUUUGUUCAGGGUGCUGGGAACUGUAGUUUUCUCUCUGUGUGAAGGAACCGUAGUUUCCAUGAUUUCGGGUCGGGGGGGCCGAGAAGAGGGAGAAGCUGUGUGCGUGAUUUAAAAGUCUCAUGCACACGCAGCCACAGGUGCAUAUUCCAGUCAGAACACCUCCGGCAUAGAAAUAUAUAUGAGAGAGGCAGCUCACCCUCUCUCCUCUCUCUCCCUCCUCCUCGCUCCCCUCUCGGGCUGCAUCUCCGAGGCGAAGGCGCUGCUUCCGCCUCCUCCUCCUCCUCCUCUUCGUCCUCCUCGCCCCCCAUGGAAUCCAUCGAGGACUUAGCGGUGGGGCCCUGCGACCACUCUCAGUACUUGAGGCCUUUUCGCCUCCGCUACCGCCAGGUAAGCCCGGUGAGGAGGGUCUGCGGCCCAGCGUGGAGGAAGCGCCGCCGCCGCCGCCGCCGCCGCUUUCUUUCCGCCGCGACUAGGCCUCGCCGGCCGCCGCCUCCGACGCAAGCCCGGCGCUUCGGAAACGGAGGCUCCGGCGUGAGGGGGCGCCUUGCCGCCUCCUUUGCCCCCCCCCCUCUCUCUCUCCCACCCCCGCUGGGGCUCAAGCCUGGCGGGGGAUACACAGUUGUUUUCCCCCACCCCCUGCCCCAUAAGGUUCCUGAGGUUCAUGUAGAAGUGAUGGGGGGGGAGGGGUAAGCACUUUGCACAUGGGCAGAGGACGUGGGCUUUUUCGUGGCUGAGGGGGUUCCUGGUUGCCGAAAGAGAGGGGCAGCAGCUCCCUCCUCCCCAUACCCCCCCCCAAGGUAUUGUUUUAUAUAGAUUAUAAACUCGGAUGUGCAAAUCGUGUCAUCGGACUUUGGCUUUAAUUGCGAUGUUCAGCUCUUUAUUUAUUUAUUUAUUUUUGCUUUGUUAACUGUGUUCUAUAGGUUGUAGCGGUUUCACGGAUGAUUUGUUGGGGUUUGAUCCCCCCUGUAUGAUUUACGCUGCUUGUUUUUGUUGUUUAUGGUUUGGGGUUCAUUUGAAAGAAAAGCGGCGCAGAAAUAGAAUAAAUCAAAUCCGCUGAGUAGCUCUGGGCAUGUGCAGAGUUCUGUACCUGCAAAAAAGGGGGGGGAGGCGGCACCUUAUUUGCUUUAAAAAUUAUUGUAUGUUUAUGUUCCCCUGACGGGACUCUGGGCGGCUUGCAGAUAAAAAUAAGAAUCGCUAAAAGAAUAGGGAAAAAGCCAAGCACUGAUCAAAUUAAAACCAUAUACAUAUAUAUAAUCUGUUAAAACCAUACCAAUAAUUACAAGAAAAGGAGCAGAGCACCAGCCCUUUAAUUAAAAGCAGAAAUAUAAUCAUAGAGUCAUAGAGUUGGACGGGAUCUUGAGGGUCAUUUAGUCCAACCCCCUGCAAUGUGGGAAUCUCAUCUCAUUCAUACAUGACAGGUGGCCAUCAGUUCCCAAAAGCUUGUUGAAACAAGAAGGUCUUCACCUGCCUGCAGAAGAUCAACAUGGAGGGAGCUGGUCUAUCUUCUCCAGCGAAGGAGUUUGGGAGCAGCCACCACCGAAAAGGCCCUGUUUCGUGUCUCUACCAAAUAGCUAGUGAUAUUGUGCACCAAGUGAUUUUAUUUUUGGAAAGGAAAUGCCUCUCAUUCUGAGACUGCCCAAGUGUGCUGUGAGCUUCCAUGCCCUGAGCACACCUUUCCAUCAGAUUUCCUGCUUAUGGGUGCCCAGCAAGGCUGGUGGGGAGCUGUAUCCUCCGCCCCACAGCUGCUGGAGCCUGAGGAGCGCCUUGAACUAAAAAGGCAAGCAGUGACUCCUCUGCUACACACACAACAGAUGUAGCCAUCUGUGCACAGGCAGCAUUGUGUCAUCAAGCACAACGCACACUCCUAGCAAGAAUGGCCCAGCUGGAAUUUUCUGUCUGCCUUUGCUGCAUUCGUUUCUGGCAACUACCCUAGAUGGGGACAGUGAAAUUCUGACUAUUAUGGCCCCAUCUGCACUAUGCAUCCAAAAGUGCAUCAUACCACUUUAAACAGUUGUGGCUUGCCCCAAAGAAUUCUGGGAGCUGUAGUCUGUCAAAAGUAAUAAUAAUUAUUAGGAAGACCUUUACAGAGCUACAGGUUUAGAGUUCUCUGGGAAGAGGGAUUAUCUGUUAAAUCAUUCUGAAAAUUAUGGCUCUGUGAGAGGAGUAGGGGUUGCCUAACAACUCUCAGCAGCGUUAAGAAACUAGACUUCCCAGGAUUCUGGCAUGCCUUUUUGUUUUGUUUUGUUUUGCCCAAAGUUGAUGAGUUGUGUUUUGUUUUUUUGAGAAAUCUCAACAAGAAUGGAAAAGGAGUUUUUGAGCUGCUUUAAAUGAAAAUCGCCAAAAUCUGCUACCAACAUGGGUUGCCAUAGGUCCAGAUUUUCAAAGACAUUUCAGCGAUUUUCACCUGGACAAGGCUUAAGGGGCCUGAAUGCCCACUAUGUCAGGACAUAUGAUAUGACAACCCUAGUUUUACAACCAUGAUAGAUGGGGGCAUUUUUUUAUUUGUUAUUUUUAAAAAUCUGCAUAGUGAUUGGGAAAAUGUGUUGCUGGGGCUGGGGAAGUUGAUCAAAUCAAGAGGCAUUUCAAAAGACCUUCACUAACACGCAGACUAUAAAUAAAUAGGUAGACACUAUUUAGAUACGAAAAAGAAGUCUCAUUCAUCAAUGAAUGUGUUCUUCACUGGCAAGUACACCUUCUUUCCAAUUAGACAUCCCCUUUAUAAAUAAAUAAUUAUCUCACUCCAUUGCGGAAUUGCACAUGGGAGCAUGGUGCUAAAUUAUGAAUAUCAUUAUAAUCAAUUAACAUUUCAAUAAUUUAGUUAAUUAAUUAUGCUCAAACAGUUAAUUAUUUGUUGUUGUUUAGUCGUGUCCUACUCUUCGUGACCCCGUGGACCUGAGCACACCAGGCAAUUUAUUAUACUUAUUUUAAAGACAAGCGUUACUAUCCAGAAAGAGGACAGAAUCCGCUUGAUGCCUCUGGGAAGCCCACAAAGCAAGGCAUCAUCUCAGCAUUUUGUGUUCAGAUUCCUGCAUUGCAGAGGGUUGGACUGGAUGACUCUCACGGUCCCUUUCCAACUCUACAGUCCUGUGAGUCUAUGACUCAGAGGUCUACUGUCCCAGUACGUGGAAGAUCGAUGGCUAACAGUGCUCUUAAAUGUCUUGCACAGUUUUCACAGCUAUUGCAAUUUCAAUAUAAAACACCUUGCUGCAGGGUCAGUGUUCUUGCAAAUGGGAAAAUACAAGCACAGUGCCGGGUUAACACUGGUGGUGGCCACCAGCUUAAAUGGAUUUAAUAAUAUAUUGUCACUUAUUAAAUGUUCCCUUCUUCUGAACUGAUGAACAGUUAAGACAUUUUAACCGAAUCUCCCUUUUUACUCAUACAGUCUGGGUUUAAAAUAGUGUUGACGAAGUUUUCCUCAUAUUUCUGGAAAUUCAAAUGUUCUCAAUUUGCUAGGCUGAUGAUGAGAUCUUCUCUGCUGGUGUAUUUGAAUGAGCCGAGCUGUCAAUUGUCAUUAUUCCUCAUUAGCUUCCAGUGGAGAAUAACUGAACAUUUUAACAUACAUUUUUUUUAAGGCUGCAGUCUUACUAGCGAACAAUCCCCACUGAACUCACUUGUAGGCGUUUCCAAGAAUACAAGCAUAGGAUUGGACUGCACAUUUAUAUUACUAGCCUUAGGCAUGGGGCAGGCUUGAUAUUUUGGUCUCUUUCAAAUACUUAUAGGAAGUACGGUUCUCCGUGUUUUGGGGAUCUGCCAGGAGGAGGAAAAAGGAACAGGUGGAUCUCAUGGUUUAGAGUUGACUAUUCAAUGGUGAAUAGUGGUCAUGUAGUGCUGCUUCGCAGCUGAUUUUUGUCAAGCUGUUGUAAUAAAGUAAAGGUAAAGGGACCCGUGACCAUUAGGUCCAGUUGUGACCGACUCUGGGGUUGCGGCGCUCAUCUCGCUUUAUUGGCCGAGGGAGCCGGCGUACAGCUUCCGGGUCAUGUGGCCAGCAUGACUAAGCCUCUUCUGGCGAACCAGAGCAGCGCACGGAAACGCUGUUUACCUUCCCGCCGGAGUGGUACCUAUUUAUCUACUUGCACUUUGAUGUGCUUUCAAAUUGCUAGGUGGGCAGGAGCAGGGACCGAGCAACGGGAGCUCACCCCGUUGUGGGGAUUCGAACCGCCGACCUUCUGAUCGGCAAGUCCUAGGCUCUGUGUACACCCGCGUCCCUUUGUUGUAAUACUUAGACACAUUUUUUUAAAUAGAUCCUAUUCCUCAAGGCCAUUUUUAAAAGGUAGUAAAAGCACAAUAUGCCCCCCCCCAUUUUCCUUUAAGAACAUCGGAAGAAUAGACCAAAGAUGAAUCUAAUCAAGAACCCUCUUUCAGAUGCUUCUCGUAAGCAUCAUCAAUAUCUCUUGGAAGCUAAGGCUUAAAAUAACAUCGUGUCUAUAUGGCUACAAAAAAUAGCAGCAGGGGUACACUGGAUGUGAAAUGGAGAAGCUGAGAUAUACAGAUAUUUUAAGGGAGGGGGCCUUGGCUCCUUCUUGCAGAAAGUCCCAGGCUCAUUUCCAGGCCUCUCCAGUUUGAAGGAUCUAUGAAAGGUCCUGCUUCAAGACCUGGGAGCUGCUACUAGCCAAACGCAAUGCUGAGCCAGUGGUUUGUCUUAGCAUAGGGCAGCUUCAUAUGUAAAGUUCUCCUGAAUUCAGAGUUUAUGCUUCGCUAUAAAACACAAAAUAAAUCAGUGUAUUGGUGUGCAUUGUAAAUUAGCGCAAGGAUUAAAAUUAAUGAAAAGUUAUUUGGAGUGCUAAUCUAUGAGUAUGUUAUUAUCUUAAGCUAAUCUAAUGAAAUCUCUCUCUCUGUGUGUGUGUGUGUGUGUGUGUGUGUGUGUGCAUGUCCCAGCGUCAUCAAUAUUUGCUCUUUAGAAAGGAAAUGAUCCAUUCUUUAAUUUAAAGUCAUCAGCUCCAGGCCCUAAAUUGGGAUCCUGUACCUUUAAGAGUCAAUGCCUUUUUCUUCAUUGCAACACCCUUAUGGGAACAGACGCACCUGGAAAAAUGUUGCAUUCUCAGGGUCUGGACCUGCCGGACGUUAAUUUCAGUUAUCGGACAUAUGAAUAUUUUUGCGUACAUCUCUACGCACUCUCAAACCCUCCUUGUUUAAUUUUCCUUUGAAUUCCUGUACAAAAUGAAAGCAGUUGAGCCGUAUCUGAGACAUACAAUGCAAUUUGUGCACUUUUCUUUAAAAAAAAGAACUCUCUAAAUUGGUGGAGUUAGGAUUAUACUAAAAAAAUAAAAAUAAAAAUAGUCAGAUACUGAGUGCAAAUAGAGUGUAUCAUCCUAGCAGAGGCUUUUCUGUGCUUCUUAAGAAACAGCAAGCAAUCUGCUCAAAAUCUUUACAGAGAAGGUUAACUGUCAUAGAAGUUAGCAUUCCCACCCUGAGAAAUCUGAAGGAAGGCAUAUUUUCUAAGAAGAGUUGCAGUUUGCAAAGAUCCAGUCCCUGUACUUUCAAGGAUCACAGAGAAGGAGGAAAUUUCAUCAGGUGCGAGGGUAUCAGCCACCAUGACAGAGUUUUCAUGGUUCCUAAGAACUUCUAAAAAUAGACAAGUUCCCCCAGGCUCUGGGAACCGGUAGCCUUAAUUUUGUGCUUUAUCCCAGGUGGAAAUUCCCCAUUUCUAUUUUACUUUUACUGGCUUUUCUCCUGUGCAGUUUCAACAGAUGAAACUGUUCCCACCAUCUGGUCUCCAUGCCAGGAAAAGCUUCACCUGCCACAGAGCUUUAAAAACGCACUGGAAAAAAGGUCUGUAAAGAGGGGGUUGGGAAUCAACAACCUUGCCUGACAAGCGGGGGGACACUGAGUUUUUGCAGUGCUCUAGCAAUGCAUCUUAACCACCUGCUCAUGUUUAAUGUUCAUAUUUUACACUCAGCAUGAGGAAAGUUCGCUGCUGAACAAUUGCUCUAUAGUUCUGCCUUAAAGCUGCAGGUGUGCAAGAAAGUUCUGUCCAAAUUGGGAGGCUUAUAUGCAGAUUUGCUUUUCAAUUAAAAAGCAUCUUCUCACUGCCUUCCUCAAGACCUUGCUUGUCCUCAAUCAUGUACCUUAAACAUUGACCAGGGUUUCAUUAAUACAUUAACGCCCGAGUUUAAAGCAACUUUUAAAAAGUUACUUUCCUUCAUUGGCGGGGCGCUUAAUGGCACACCAAAGUCAUGAGCGCAGAUAGAGAUGACAUUAAUUAUUUGCCUCACGUUUUCCUUGCUGGGUCAGAAUCCCCUAAAACCAUUUCAGAUGGAGUCUGGGAGAGAAUCUUGGAGCCUGGGACAGAGCAGCUGGCCUGGACAUGGGCCGAUGCCCCAGUUGACAGGUUGUUGGAUUAGAAAGAAUAUCAAAGGCAGCAACCGAGAUUAGGGAUAAGUGAACAUCUGACAGCAGUUUCCAGCAGGGGAGAACAGAUGAUAAACAAUGGGAAUGGGGUACUUGCUCAGGGAGAGGAGAGGUGAGAAGGCCAUGGGAAAAGUGUGGCGGCAAUCUCUAAAGCUCCAGGUUGCUGCACCUCAUGAAUAGAACAGGAAAUAGGAUUUGCAGGGACAGAUGUGAUGAGUGGUGAUGAAUACAUUACAGGCAAAAGAAGGACCAAACUCCGCAAGGUGAGUGAUGUCCUUUCCUUGAAUCUGCUCGGUAUAAUUAUGGGUAGCAUUUGUGAUGCACACUGCUGCACGGAAAUAAAUGACACCAAUGCUUGCUUGUUUAAUUGCAUUAUUAUCAGUGAAAUCCUUAUACAGCUAAGAGUGUUUUUAUCAGGAAGCAAUAACCAAAGAUGGGUAGGGAAGAUUGGUGGGUUUUCAUCAGUUGUAGGCUGUGCUUGUUUGCAGGUUUACGCAUUAUACUGAAACAACAGCAGUGUACAGUCUAAAAUAACACAAAACAAGAAAACAGCAGAUAACAUCUUAAAACAGCUUAAAACUUGCUCAAUUAAUCUAUUUGAGAUUUCCACCUCCUGGUUUAAGUGAUGCCCAGGAGGCAGAUUUUUCCUUUUCUCUUUGCUAUCAUGGUGUUGUUGCCAAAGGAGCAGUUUCAUUUAGUGUAUGUUCCCUUCUAAGCAAUGCUUAAAGGCAUGAAAACCCUCUUGGAGGGCUGCGGACCUUAUAGUGGCUUCUGUGCAUGCUCAAAUAAACAUAACACAGUGGUGUGAUAUUCAUCUGCUGCUUCUGAUUCAUCUUGAUUUGAAAAAACAACACAAAAGAGUUUUCUGCUCAUUAGUUUAUAGCAGGCAUAGGAAAACUUGGCCCUCCAGAUGUCUUGAGACCACAACCCCCAUCAUCCCUGACCACUGGUCCUGUUAGCUAGGGAAGAUGGAAGUUGUAGUCCGAAAACAUCUGGAGGGCCAAGUUUGCCUAUUCAUGGUUUAUAGCUUUUCUUUCAGUUUCUUACACAUGUCUAAAGUACUUAACAAGAACAUUAUACACUAUGGGGUGUGUGGAUGGAGAGGCAGAGAUAUAUAAAUGCCUUAUCUUCCAAGAUAUCAGAGUGGGCUAGAUCCUCAGCCCAUAUCCCAGGUCUUGAUGCAUCAGCUUUGUGAAAUGAAUUUUAGGUCUGGUUAGUGCAUGGCUGGCAGGCUGGAGACAGUAUGUGUUCUGCCUUGAGUUCCAUGACAGAAAGGAGGAGUGUAAAUGAAUUAAAAACCAAACCAACACCAGAAGAGCCUGCUGAAUCAGAAUAGUGGUCUAUGUAGUCCAUUACAGCGCAAGAUGAGAUGUCUGUGAGAAGCCUGCAAGCCGGACAUGAGCGGUGUGAGAAACUCUGAUAUAUAAGCUUAAACCUAGGUUACGGUCACCACAAUGGAAUGUCUAUUUGCCAGUGGGUUAGACUGAUUCUACGACUCUGAUCUCAACUAUAUUGUUUGACUGUAGCUUGCUCUUAGAAACCAUUCACUUGUCCCAGUACGCAAGAAGGGGAAACCCAAACAGUGGAAACAGAAAUGGACUAAGGCAGAGGCUUUUAAACCGUGGUUGCCAGCCUGGAGCCCAGGAAUCUCCACAUGGGUGCCAUUGGCCGUGUGCCAGUAGCAAAAUGCACUUGGCGCCUGGGGAAUUUCAAACACUGGAUGUGAGUGCAACACCCUUGACUGCCAACAACUGCCAGAGGCACAAUAAACUUAAUGCUUGGGAACUCUCUUCCCCCAGAGCUGUUCCAGGAUUCUGCGGAACUGGGAAUGGUUGUCUUAUGAAAACAAAAGUCAAGUCUGCUUGCUUGCACCCUUCUUUAGACUCUAUGGCACAGUGCCCUUUGCGUGCUAACAAAGAUAAGGUGAAACCACUCUCUUGGAAUAUUGUUACUAUUUUAUUACAGUGGUACCUCGGGUUAAAGUAACGCGGGUGGCGCUGUGGGUUAAACCACAGAGCCCAGGACUUGCCGAUCAGAAGGUCGGCGGUUCAAAUUCCCGUGACGGGGUGAGCUCCCGUUGUUCGGUCCCAGCUCCUGCCAACCUAGCAGUUUGAAAGCAAGUCAAACUGUAAGUAGAUAAAUAGGUACCACUCUGGCGGGAAGGUAAACGGCAUUUCUGUGCGCGGCUCUGGUUCGCCAGAAGCGGCUUAGUCGUGCUGGCCACAUGACCCGGAAGCUGUACGCUGGCUCCCUCAGCCAAUAAAGAGAGGUGAGCGCCGCAACCCCAGUGACGGCCACAACUGGACCUAAUGGUCAGGGGUCCCUUUACCUUUAUCUUACCUUGUGUUAAGAACUUAAUUUGUUCUGGAGGUCCAUUCUUAACCUGAAACUGUUCUUAACCUGAAGCACCACUUUAGCUAAUGGGGCCUCCUGCCGCCGUCGCACCACUGCUGCACGAUUUCUGUUCUCUUCCUGAAGCAAAGUUCUUAACCCGAGGUACUAUUUCUGGGUUAGCGGAGUCUGUAACCUGAAGCAUCUGUAACCCGAGGUACCACUGUAUUUGUUAAACUUACCUUAAAAUGGCUUCCAAGCAACACCAAAAAUAAACAAGCGCUGGAAGGGUGCUUCUAUGCUCUCUCUAUUAUGAAUUGGUUUCUAAAAGUCUUAUUUAUAGUGACAUGAGAGAAACUAGCCCACCAAGCCUGGGUUCUCAGAUGGGACUUUGCGGCUAUCUGGUGUUUUUUUUAAAGCUUAUUUAGCGACGUAGUCACACAGAUGAUGAACACCGUCCAAAUAUGAUAGCAUCUGGUGCUGCUUUUGAUUAUACAAGUUUUUGACCCAUUGUUUAUGUCUUAUCUUAGAACACUGCAGCAUUGUCUCUUUUGUACAAGUUUCUUUCAAUAUUUUUAUCCCUUUUGUCUCCUCAAUUUAUACCUGUCCAUACUCGAUUGUUGGUGUGUUUUUUCUUUUCUUGAAUUUCUGGACUACUCUGUCCUGUUGGUUAUACCAUUAAUAUAUUUUAAAAAAAAUAAACAAGCACACAUCACAAAUAGCUUCUGGCCCAGCUACUGCUUUCAACCUUUUAGUGUCUGGGACCGCCGCAUCUUUGAGGCUUCCUCUUCCCAUAUGGCCCCUCCCCUCAAAUCGAGAAUGCCCUCAAGUUUUCUGCUUUGUUUGCCAUCAUUGCGGGAGGUAGAGACAAGCAGCGCAAGAAGCAAGGCAUUCUCAGUCACUGCCCCAGGGUUGUGGGAUAGUCUGCCAGAAGAUGUCUGCUGGAGCAUGCUCUUGCUAGCCUUCAGGAGGGGCUGCAAAACCCAGCUUUCAAGGAAGGCUUUCAGAUGCAGUUGUUGAAUAAUGUUUCUAUUGAUGGCUUCUAAUCUGCCUGGUGUCUUGCCCUGUUUUGUGGACUUUGUUUAUUUGUCGUGAGCAGCUUCGAGCCUAGGUGGGGCUGGGUGGAAAACCCCCAAGUCUGAAUGCGCUUACCAACUCCAGGUGGAAGACAAGCCCCUUUACCUCUGUUGCAAAGUGAGUCUGUCUGAUUCAGGUGCAUACUUGCCUUCCAAUGAGCUGGGCUAUCCGUCGCAAUUAGCAUAGGGAAAAUAUUGCUGUGAGUUUGUGGGUACCAGACCCCUCUCGUCUCUGGAUCAGGCAAGUGUUGGAAUUUAAUCAAGCCAAGCUAUCUUCCCAUGGUGAGCCAUUAAGGGAGAUUAGAAUUACAUAAUUGUAGAGUUGGCAGGGACCCAAAGGGUUUUCUAAUCCAACCCCCUGCAAUUCAGGAAUCUCAGCUAAAGCAUACAUGGCCAUCCAACCUCUGCUUUAAAACCUCUAAGGAAGAAGACUCUACAACAGACUUCCUCAAACUUGGCCCUCCAUAUGUUUUUGGCCUACAACUCCCAUGAUCCCUAGCUAGUAGGACCAGUGGUCAAAGGAUGAUGGGAAUUGUAGUCUCAAAACAUCUGGAGGGCCGAGUUUGAGGAAACCUGCUCUACAACCUCCUAAGGGUUUCACUGUUGAACAGCUCUUUCCGUCAGAAAGUUCUUCCUGAUGUUUAGUCAGAAUAUCUUUCUUGUAACUUGAAGCCAACAAACUGAAACUCAUUCCAGUUAAGACUGGGGGAGACUUUGCUUUUUGAAAAAGCUUAUUUUUCUCCCCUAUGUCACCAGCUGCCGCCUUCUUCUUCUUUCUUCUUUUCUUUUCACCCUGAGUUUUUCCUUCUUCAAAGUCCAUGACACCUUUGGUUAAGGCUGUUCUCCAAUUGGAGCGCUCUCAGGCCAUUGUUUCCCAGUUGUCAGUGUUUAUACUACAUUUUUUUAGAUUUGCUUUGAGAACAUCUUUAAACCUCUUUUGUUGUCUACCAGUAUUUUGCUUUCCAUUCUUGAGUUUGGAGUAGAGUAGUUGCUUUGGAAUACAAUAAUCAGGUAUCCGAACAACAUGACCAGUCCAACGAAGUUGAUGUUGAAGAAUCAUUGCUUUCCCUCCUAUGUAACCAGCUGCCGCCUGAAUUCAGGCACACCCCUCCUCCCAUGGCUGCCUUUCCCAACUGCGGCUGCCUCCACGUUAGGGUGUGGAGCCCCCCAAAAGGCAGGGCUGAGAGUGGUCACUCUGAUGCCCCAUUGUGUGGGACAACCCUGGACGAUUGAUUAAACAAUCCAUGGCCUGGGAUGUGGUGUUCUUGUUUGUUAUUGUGUCAUGCAUUUUUGUGUUUUUAUAUUGUAAGCUGCCCUGUGAUGCUCAAAUGAAGGGCAGUGUAGAGAUGGAGAUGAUGAUGAUGAUGAUGAUGAUGAUGAUAGGCUCAGUGCAAGAUGGCCAAUGGGUGGCGCCCUGUCCCUCAACAGGUAAAGCCAGAGUUUGGAGAAGAGAGUUUUUGGAGCGGUGAUGUGACAGAAGCACAGCAUAAACGGAAUCUACAUUGGGUGACCAGAUUAAGGUUAAAAGAUUUCCCCCCCAAUGAAUCCGGGGACACUUUUCAACUUCAAUGGAUUUUGUAUGGGGACUGAUUUGUAAAUCCGGGGAUUGUCCCUGGGAAACGGGGAUGUCUGAGAACCUUAGACCAGAUGCAUGAGAGAGAAAGAGCAGGGCUCCUGUAUCUUUAAUAAAAGCGUAGAAGAGGGAAUUUCAGGAGGUGUAGUUUGCAGUGCACCUACUGAAAUUCUAUCUUCUGCACAACUGUUAAAGGUGCAGCAGCCCUGGCCUGUUGACCACCUGGUACCCUUAAGCGUACAGGUGACUGGAAAGAAACCUAUACCUCAUUUAAGCAAUGCUGGAAAAUGCAAAUACAGUGGUACCUCUGGUUGUGAACGGGAUCCGUUCCAGAGCCCCGUUCGCAACCUGAGCAGAACGCAACCCGUGUGUGCGCGGGUCGCGAUUCACCGCUUCUGAGCAUGCGUGUGACAUCAUUUUGAGCGUCUGCGCAUGCGCAAGCGGCGAAACCCGGAAGUAACCCUUUCCGGUACUUCCGGGUCGCUCCGGGACGCAACCUGAAAAGAUUUAACCCGAAGCGUUUUUAACCCGAGGUAUGACUGUAUCAAUACAGAUGCUUUACCAAUGGACUGGCUAGAUCUAGCAAUUCUGUUCCUUUUAAGAAUUGAAAGCGGAGUUGCCAUCUCAAAUGGGGCUUUUUCUUGCACGUCACUGAAGUGAUGAGAGGAACCACCAAGGAUAGUUCCUCCUUCCAUGUUGCUCUUUGGGGUGGUUCAGACUGGCAUGCACACUGCACGGCUCCUCAACAGCUAAAUGUAGAGACAUCACCUGUUCUCCAAGAAUUCUCAAAGAUAAUAGACAAAGGCUCUGAAAUUACAUCCGCAAGCUCCUUUGGUACACUUGGAUGCAGCUCAUCAAGCCCUGGAGAUCUGCUGUGCUGGUGUUUUAUUGGCAGGGAUCUCCUAACAUCAGGAAGCAUUCAAAACUGUGAGGCACAUGCAAAACUCCUUACAUUCUAAAGUGAUACGGGUCAUUCUACCACCCCAGCACUCUACCACCCCGUUCUUCCUCAGGUUUCGAGAUCUAGGUCUGAAAAAUGAUGGUGUUUGAGACUGAACUCACAUGACAUUUAAUAUGUGAUGGAACAUUCGUUCUUCCCUGCAAAUCACGGAUGACAGGUCUUCUUAACAGCUGUUAGCCAUGAUAAAAUUAAUCAGAAGAAAUGUUGUCCUUCUAAAUACAAGUUGCUGGGGGUAGGGAUCAUAUAAUCAUAGAAGUGCAGAGUUGGAAGGGACCCUGAGGAUCAUCUAGUCCAACCCUUGCAAUGCAGCUGCAUAUUGGUGUUAUCAGCACCUUCGCACUCUGCUUGUGAACUUCUCAUAUCUCAGGGUUAGGAUCUUUUUUGUUUCGGAUAUUUAUCUCCACCUCACCCGUCAGGCCAGCUUUGACUGGUGGGUGGGGCUAUACCCCUGUCAGUCACCUGGUGUCAGGCAACUGAUAGGUGGGAAGUCCUGCCCAUCUGUCAAAGUUCAUCUGCAGGUUGGGGUCAGCUUCAGCAGUGCGUCCCCUGCAGGCAGGGGUCAGCAAACUUUUUCAGCCGUGGGCUGGUCCACCGUCCCUCAGACCAUGUGGUGGUCCGGACUAUAUUUUGGAAAGAAAAAUAUGAACGAAUUCCUAUGCCCAACAAAAAACCCAGAGAUGCAUUUUAAAUAAAAGGACACAUUCUUCUCAUGUAAAAACACGCUGAUUACCAGACCAUCCGUGGGCCGGAUUGAGAAGACGAUUGGGCCGCAUCCGGCCCACGGGCCUUAAGUUGCCUACCCCUGCCUGCAGGCAGCACCCUGGUGAAGCUGCACCCAGCAGGAUUCAACCCUACGCAUCAGGUGAUGUCACCCAGUGAUAUCAACUGACUGGCAGGGGUGUGUGGCCUGGGGAAAUCUGCCAUCCCAAUUCCAGCCAUAUCUAGUUAGCUGCUGCGGCGAAACAGGAUGCUGCACUAAAUGGACCAUUUUAGAGUGAUCUAACAGUGUUGCUCUUAAAUUCUUACCUGGCCCUUAAGUGAUGGGCAUGUGUGAACUGGCUCUCAGUGCAGAAGUAGUCUUGUCCUUCGCCCAGCCACUCUAUUUAUCACCAAUAGGUAAUGAAAGUUUACCCGUGAACUAUUGUUGUCCUCUUUCAUAGCAUCCUGUCUACUCCAAAUUUAACACAUGCACACGGAAACACCGAAACUCUCCAUCCUUUUAAGCAUAUGUUUUGCAGGUUCACCAUUGGGGAGAGGGAGAGGGCCGCUCGCUAUGUUAUGUAAGACAUAAUUUAAAAUCUGGGGCUUGGUAGCAUCUGUCCAUUUUGUAUUGAUUUUUGCAGGGGACUGGAGGGAGGUGAAAGGUCCUUGUGAUUUUUGUAAGAAGGUCCUGUGAGAAAGUCUUCGGGGGAAAUCUAAAGAUUGUGUGUAAGCCUUGCCUUCCAUUAACCCCCCGCUGUUGCUCUUCAUCAAGUUAUUUUAAUGACUUUCAAAGCAAGUGAGCGGAAAAUGGCUUCUCUGGAACUUUGAGGAGGCUGAGCUACUAAAACGGUUGUUGCUUUCAAAGUGAAACAUACCAAUGGGAGGAUAGCUUGUUAAAAAAACUUUUGUGAUUCUGUUUUAAAAUACGGAAAUAUUUUAAAUAAGGCAUUAUAGUUACAACUCCCAUAAAAGUGAAAAUCAUCACCUGCUAAAUGCUCUAUAUUAGUGCUUCUCAUUCUGGUGGUUCCUUUUUCUCUUUUUAAAAAAGCAAGAAGGCUUGGGAGGUUGCUACAGAGGAAUAAUGAUCUGACCCUGGCAGUUUCUGUCUUCAGGUUUUAGUGGAGAGGUUGGUUGCAUAUUCUUCAAUUCCCCCAGGUUCCACUGGGGCAGUUAGUAUAGAACUUCUACUUGCUCAUUUUCCUCUGCCUUCCCUAUAAAAUAUCAUCUCUCUUAGCCAUUAUUUUGAGUUGUGAAUUGCACAGAGUGCUUUGACGCACCAGUGUAGUAAACAUGGCUAAAUGGUGUUUAUUUUAAGGUCUCUUUCUCCGCACUACGGUCACAUCACUGCUUGCUUUCCCCUUUUCAUAGAGGGAAGGGUUGGGUCAGGAUUGACUGUGGAUGUUUUGGUAGAAAGCUGGCUAUUGCUGGAAGAUUUUCCCUUGGGAAAUAGAAGUAGGGGACCCAACUCAGUGCACCCUAGUUUACCUGCAACCUCACACAAUUAUUUUAUGAGCAUCAUUCAAUCUUCAUUGUGCGGCAUGUAGGAAGUGUUGGACUGUUCCCAGAAUGCAUAGCUGGGGCCUGUCUUUUUUAUUAUUUUUUAAGCAAAUUAAUUAUUGGGGAAAGGGCCGUAGCUCAAUGGUAGCUCAAUCUGCGGAAGAGCCGUGGCUGAAUUCCCCUUCAGAAACCUCAGAGAGCCGCUACCAGCCAGUGUAAACGGCACUCAGCUAGGUGGACCUAGUAUUCUCACUCUGUGUAAGGCAGCUCCCUAUCUGCAAUGCGCUCUACGUGGGGCUACCUUUGAAGGUGGCCCAGAAACUACAACUAAUCCAGAAUGCAACGGCAAGACUGGUGACUGGGAGUGGCCGCCGAGACCAUAUAACACUGGUCCUGAAAGACCUACAUUGGCUCCCAGGAUGUUUCCAAGCACAUUUCAAAGUGUUGGUGUUGACCUUUAAAGCCCUAAAUGGCCUCGGUCCUGUAUACCUGAAGGAGCGUCUCCACCCCCAUCGUUCAGCCCAGACACUGAGGUCCUCCUCCGAGAGUCUUCUGCUGGUUCCCUCACUGCGAGAAGCAAAGUUACAGGGAAACAGGCAGAGGGCCUUCUCGGUAGUGGCGCCCGCCCUGUGGAAAGCCCUCCCAUCUGAUUUCAAGGAAGUAAACAACUAUCUGACUUUUAGAAGACAGCUGAAGGCAGCCCUGUUUAGGGAAGUUUCUAACGUUUGAUGUUUUAUCGUGUUUUUAAUAUUCUCUUGAGAGCCGCACAAAGUGGCUGGGGAAACCCAGCCAGAUGGGCGGGGUAUAAAUAAUAUUUUUUAUUUUUAUUUUUAUCAUCCCUUAUUUAAAAAUGAGCCAUAUAACACUAAGUGGUAUAACGUCCACCUUUCAGCUCUUUCUUUUACUGAAGCGCCAAGUUGCUCCCCCCCCCCCCCCCGCCCGGAAUCAAUUUGUGCCAGUUCCAGUUGCCUCACAUCUGCAUCCCAGGUUAUAACCUUAAAUGCAGUUGCUGACCUAGCAGUAAACUGAAGGUAGCAGGAAAAGCCGUAGCUUUGACCCCUGAACCUAUCAGCUUUCCUAGUGCCGGCGACAUAUCCUCCCCCCUUUCAGGUAUCAAGUUCAGCAUACUACUGUCUGCUUGCUUGAGGAAAAGAGUGGGCUUUAUAGGCAGAAUGUGAUUGCUUUGGAUGACAAAGCAAUAUACAGUGGUACCUGGGGUUAAGUACUUAAUUCGUUCCGGAGGUCCGUUCUUAACCUGAAACUGUUCUUAACCUGAAGCACCACUUUAGCUAAUGGGGCUUCCUGCUCCCGCCAUACCGCCGGAGCACGAUUUCUGUUCUCAUCCUGAAGCAAAGUUCUUAACCCGAGGUACUAUUUCUGGGUUAGCGGAGUCUGUAACCUGAAGCGUAUGUAACCUGAAACGUAUGCAACCCGAGGUACCACUGUAUAGAGGCAUUCUGUGGCUUUCUUCUAAGGCGCUUAAGAUGGUAUACUUGGUUUCCUUCCUUUCUGUUUUAUCUUCACAGCAAUCCCAUAAGGAAGGUUAACUCAGAAAUCGUGACUGGCUCAAAGGCCACUCGUUUAGCUUUGUGGCUGGGUCGGGGAUUUGAACCCAGGUCUCCCUGGCCCAAGCCUGAAACUUUCUCUCCAUUUCCACAUGCUGGCAGAAAUAACUCAUCUAUUUAAAAUUUGGCGGCAUUGGUUGCCUCAUCACAAAGUAAAUCAAGGGUUUAUAAAUCCUAGGAGUAAAAGCUGUGUCAGUUUGUGCCUACAAAUCCACCUCGCGAUGCUGUCUUAAAAAUAAAGGGAAAUUUUGCAGAUUUUAGUUUACCUGUCCUCGGAGCUGAUGGGUUUGAAAUAAACAUAGUGGCCUGGCCCCCUGUAUCACAUGAACAGCUGAAGAAGUGAAUGCACUUCUCAAAUGUUUGUUUUGCCUCCUAAUGGGUAAAAAGGACACCUUUUGAACAGUAAAACUAUACUGCCAUCACCAUCUGGAUGCAGUUUCAUUACAGUCUCCUGCCAAAAUAUAACCCUCGCUUUGAAGACUAAAAUGGAUACGGUUUGUAAAAAUUACAGUGCGACUUUUGGAUUGUGUACCAUUCUUGGGAGGGCGGGGGGAGAUAGUUUCUACUCGUCCCUGGACUGGUUGAUUUAAAUGUCUUUAGUUCAAGGUAGCCAACUUACAGCUGAGAUACAAACAGGAUUCGUUCUUGGUGCCUGAAGCAGAAAAUACCAAUUAAACCCUCUUUGGUGGUAUAACAUUAAUACAACAGCAAGUGAAAAUAAUAACGGCAGCCUGAAAUCUGUUUACUGAGGCUGGCUGCCUCACCUUGCCCAAUGGUAGAGCCGGCCAUGAUGCUUACCAACUCCGUGGAGGAGAGAGCUAGAUGCAGAGGUGAGUGGGGUUUUUCUUAUAGCAGCCUGAUUUCAUCCAUCCCCCCUGAAGUUUGGGGUUGUCCUCAAACACCUCAGAGCUCCCAAUGGACACUGGGAAGCGCAGUAUCACAGCUGAAGAUAACAGUCUCAUCCAAUUAUUCAGUACCAACAGUCAUCUGUUUACUGAUCACAUUCGCAUCCCACUCUUUCUCCAAGGAGCUCAGGGUGGUAUUAUAUGGGGAUUAUCCCAUAUUGCCCUCAUAGAAACCCCAAGAAGUUUAGAUUAGGUGGACAGGCAAGGUUAUCAAGAGAGGUAGGCAGAUGUUUGAGCUCAGGGCCAAGUCUAGUGCUGUGUCUGCCACACCAGACUUCCUCUCCAUAGAUUUGGGAAACGUCUUUUGAAAGGGGAGCCAUAUUUUUCGCCCGCUUCAGGGGGUGUUGGAAUGCCAUUCUUCUUGCAACGGGGCGUAGAAAGGAGCUCAGUUCAGUUUGUUCCGUAGAAAUCUGUGCAAGCCCAAACGUGCUGCCUCUGUUUUGCGAUGUACAAUUUAUGUUGAUAAUUCCGAUUUCACAAUAUCGCAUGGAGAAUAGACUUGUGUGCUUCCUUUCAAAAUCCCCUCCUGGUUUUAAGCGGCAAUUGGCACGGAAGGCGAAGCCUUGUUUUCUCUUCCUCGUUAAUUCUGUUUACACGAAGGCCAUGCUCAAAGUGAUGCCCUAAAACAGGGCUAAUUGAAACAAUGCAGGGGUGGAGGCAUGCAAAUGGAAAUGCACACGAACGAAUCGCGCCAAGUUCAGAUUGACCUAGAGGUAAAGAGCGUGCCAGGGCAUUGCCAUAGUCACUGGAGAUGUUAGCUAUUGACUUCACAUGACAGUAGCUGGCAUUAAUAAUGCAGCUGGCAAAAAAAAAAAAAAACCCCCAAUCCAACAACCCCAAAUUAUGAAAUCUCCCGUCAUCUUUUCUUGCAAACCACAUGGAUGUGAAAUCAAUUUCCAUUAAGCUAAAAUGGAAAAUGGAUAAACAAAGUGGGAGCGAAAAGUGCAGCAGACAAGGAGAUGGUUCAUGUCGAGAAUGAUGGUUAAGCAUCUUCCUCUUGUUUUUGUGCGGCUAGCACAGCUUGGCUUAGGGAGAAAGGAUCUCUGCCUUAUACUGAGUCAGACCCAUUGGUUCAUCCAGUCCAGAAUGGGGACCCUGUUUGCACUGAUAGUAGUCAAAGCUUUCCCAGCCUCCCUACCGGAGAGGUUUUUAACUGGAAAUGCCAGGGGUUGAAUCUGGGCCCACCUGAAUGAAAAGCAAGUGUUUUGCUACUGAGCUUGGAGACAGUAUGUGUUGCAGAUCAUUUUCAAAUGUAGAUAGCUCAGUUUGUUACUGCCUGGUCUCAUAACACCAAGGUUGCAGGUUUGAUUCCCCAUAUGGAACAGCUCCAUAUUGCUGCAUUGCAAGGGGUUAGGUUAGAUGAUCCUCAGGGUCCCUUCCAACUCUGAUUCCUUUAACUAAAAACCUGAUAGCCAUAGAGGGCGCACCUUCAUAAAGGUAAAGGGACCCCUGACCAUUAGGUCCGGUCGUGACCGACUCUGGGGUUGCGGCACUCAUCUUGCUUUAUUGGCCGAGGGAGCCAGCAUACAACUUCCGGGUCAUGUGGCCAGCAUGACUAAGCCGCUUCUGGUGAACCAGAGCAGCGCACAGAAACGCCGUUUACCUUCCCGCUGGAGCGGUACCUAUUUAUCUACUUGCAAUUUUCCAUGCUUUCGAACUGCUAGGUUGGCAGGAGCAGGGACCCAGCCAAGGGAGCUCACCCCAUCAUGGGGAUUCAAACUGCCGACCUUCUGAUCGGCAACUCCUAGGCUCUGUGGUUUAACCCACAGCGCCACCCACGUCCCUUUCCUUUAAAGAUCUAAUGGCAAGAUCUUUUUCUGAGUUUAUGCCGGUCAGUAGUAGUGGGGCGUAGUAAUUUGCAGUCUUUUGGAGCAGGGCCUUCUCAGUUGUGGCAUCCAUGUCAUGGCACCCUCUCCCUAAGUAGGCCAACCAGUUCAGGAUUGCUUGGGGGUAACAGAGAGGUGGAAACAUGUUUAUUUAAACAGGCCUUUGGAGAUGGGUUACUACGAAAGAGAUGCUGCCGGAGGCUUUCCGUUGUUUUAGCUAUUUGCGCGCCGGGGGGGCGGGGAGAGAACGUGCAUGCAAAACAUGGAUCCACUUGAUUACAUCACAUUUAAAUGUUCAAAUGCACAAACUGGUUGCAGUAAGAGAAAUAAACAAGCCUGUUGUUUACUUUGCAAACCCUGAAAAGUCAAGCACUUCCUAAUGAGGGGCUACGUUUUGCAUCGGUGGAGGCUACUGUCACAGAGCAAGCCAGCAGUAAAUCACACACUGCUCAAAGUUGGCGCUAACUCUUCAUUAGCAAAAACAUGAUCUUCCCAGACUUGGCUGAGUUUCAGGCCUAAUGAGCACAGCUGCCCAUCCCCGGCAGGUCUUACUCCCUGAAUCAGUUGCUGAGAUUGAAAGUCCCCAACUCCCCACAGCCAUCUAAGGCCCCUCCUCUUCAGGGCUUUUUUCAGGUAAUCAGAGACUGCACCUGCAUGCAGCCUGCCACUGCUACGCCCAUUUCAGCCCUCUUCUGAUUCUGGGAGACAUGGGGGAGGGGAGCUUGUCUCAGCAGGAGGGGGAGACCCCUGUGACUCUUACCCAGCCUGAUUCAUCUCUGCCUCUUGACCUCCCUCUUCCCACUUGCUUGCUUCAGUUUCUGAUUCUGAUUCUAGACUUCUCUCUGCCACAGACUCUCCCAGCUCACUAAGCCCUGUUACCUCUUCAGCUUCCAACAUUUCCUCCUCCCAGUCUGCUCCCUCUUCUCCUUCUGACCACUCAUCGUCAUCCCACCACCACUCUCCGGCCUCUGAGCCUUCGUCCCUUGAUGGUUCCCCAGCUGGUGCCUCCCACCAUUCCUGUGUGCCCCGCCAGUCCAUGACAACUACUGACUUGCUCCCCCAUAAGUUGAGACACAAGCAAAGAGAUCUUAAUACUCUCGCUAACAUUUCUCAGUUGUUUCUCCCAAGUAACAGGCAGAGGUUGGGAUGCAUAAUAAUGGUUGCAGUAGUUGCAGUUGUAGGGCUAUGUUAGGGGCCCUACAAGACCCCCCCACACACACAAACCAGUGGAUUCCCAUUUGUCCAUCUCUUCAUCAUACUAUGAAUAUGCAGGUUUGUUGAAAAGGAGAAAGAUAAAUCAGUGCCACGAACUUGCCCAUUUCUUGAUAAAAAUCACUAUAAGCACAGUUGGAUUUAUUGUUCUGCAAAGUACACAGAGUCAUAUAACCAUUGGCAACUGUUUACCUGGAAUUAAUAAUUAGCUGCCUUCAUAGCGGACUCUUAGCAAAGAGCCAGGCAUUUGGCACAAUAGAAACUCGGCUGCAUAGAGCCGAGUUCAAAUUGCAUUACACAAGGACAAUGGCAGCAAAUGGCAGUCAUUUGAGUUUCUGCCACAGCAAACAAUGGGAUGCUGGACACUUUCAUUUGUUUAUUGCAUUAUUUAUUUGGACAGGUGCAAGCUGGCCAUGCAAAAUUGAAUCUUGCUCCUAGAUAUUCCUUUGCAAAGCUUUGUUGGACCAGUGCAUAGGGAUAAGCGAAAACAUGCAUAUCCUAGCAGACUCUAAAUCUAUUUAUGUCUUCAUUAUUGUAGAUUAAACAGUCCACAAAAGUGGAAAGCUCUGUCUCUGUAGUGUGCUACUAAAUGAAACUGUUUGGGCCAGGUACAGUUAUGAAUUUUCUGGAAAACUUUAGAAUUGGGAAAUUUUCUGCAAAUUUUUACAUUACCUUAUGCAAAUUUGAAUAGGAUAAUUUACAUUGGAAAGCUUCCAGCUUUCUUCGGAAAAUAUUCUGAAGGCCUAGCUUAGUGAUCUAAUCUAGCACGUAUAUUUUUCUUGAAUUUGGUAAAGAAAGAUAAGCACUUUGAAAUUGUGCCAGGCUUAUGUAACACAGCAAGCCUGCAAUUUAACACAGGGAUUAUGUUCCAGGGAUCGCACCUAAAGCCAAAAUCGCAUAUAGGGAAAACACAUUGGGUUUAAUGGCAGGUGGGAUUGCCAAAGUCUGUAUUUGCACCCAAAAGUAAUAUACUUGUGUUCUUUUUGCUGCUGCAUGGAAUAAUGCAUGAACCAGACCUUUGGCUUUAGUAAGUAAAGCAUUUUUAACUUACUUACGAGUGUGUGGUCUGUUCAUUGGCAGAGAGAUAGAGAGAGGUGGGGGCAAGAGCUUUAAAGCAGACUAAACAGGAUUUGCAAAAGAAUUUAACAAUUUAUAUUCCAUGUUAUACUGUUGCUUAAUUCUGAGAGUGUUUUUAACCCUGGUGGGUGCUCUCUCCCGCUGGAGAAUGCAAAUCCCCACAUUUUGAAAGAAAAUACAUCCCCCUGCCUGAAAUUACCUGAAACCUAUUUGGAAGGUUGUGGGGCUUUUGUGAACUACGUGGGAUGGGGUGAAUCUGUGCAGGGAGUGAUCAGGCUUGAACCCCACAUUGCAUCCCCCCCCCCAUGAUAUCUCCUUAUAGAUUUGGUCAAUUUUAACUGCUUUUAGAGCUGCUUACGUUUGAGGAGAGUUUCUCCUAGGAUGAGCAACCACUUUUUAAUUAGCCCUGUGGAAAUGUCAUAUAAACCAGCCAUUGGACAAACAGUCAGUGUCAACAGCAGCAAAAAGCCUAGUUAAACUUCUAGAAGUUCAGAAGCUUAUUAUCCAAGGCAAUGUUGCAGUCGCCUAAUCCCCACCAACUGUUCUGUGUUCAGUUGCCCUGACAAAUUCCGUAUAUAAGCCUUCAGGCCUGCCUUUGUUGUGUUGCAUCUUCACCCACCCAGCGACUCAGUUUCAUCCUUUUUCUUUUUCUCUCACCUGGCUUAAGGUUUUCAACAUGCUGCCAAAUGAGCCUUGUUCACACAUUGCGACAAUUUAUUUAUGUGAAGUAUUUCUUAGCUGCUGUUCAUCAAAAGAUGAACCAGGGUGUUGUGCAAAAGUGUGAAUGAAAUUCUGCCUAUGUACAGAUACGAUUUUAAACCAACAAAUAAACAUAAUACAAUGAAACAAGGAGCCUUUUGCCACCCGAGGCCCUUCUCCCCCUGCUUCCUUUGAGGGAGUUGAGCAUGGUGGCAAUGCAAGAAUAGGCCUUUUCGGUGGUGGCUCCCCACUUGUACAAUGCUCUCUCCUGGAAGGCAAGCCUGGUGUUAAAUGCUAAAAUAUUGCUGUACAUUCAGGCCUUUGAUCAUUAAUCUGAAGGGCGGUGAGUGAGCGGGUUUCGGCCUGUUUCGGUGCUCAUUUUCUUAAAAGGAUUUGCCCUUUUAUAAUUAAUCUUGGAUGAGCAUGCUUAGCUGUUGUGCUUUAUAUGGGUUUUUUAAGCUUUAUGUUGUAAAUUGCUUUGGAAUACUCCUUGGUGUGAAAUGGCAAAUAAAUGAAUAAAAACUCAAAGGCUGAAAAUAGGUUGUAGCGUAAUUCCAGAAAAUACAGGGGUAACAUGUGACUUAUUUCCUUCAUUCUCACAAGGACUAGAUGGUGAGAAAUGAAGCCUAGAGUAGGUGCAUGGUGUGUUUUAUGUGCAACCAUGAUAAGGUGCAAGAACCUUGCCCUCUCUUGCCAUUGGUCAUCCAGCUGGGAAUUUUUAAAAGAGACCAAGUAGGUCAACAGAAGCUAGGAUGGUGGUUCUAGACCCCAUGAAGUCCAGUAUCUCUCCCCCGGUGGCACCAGUUCCCCACCCUCACCCCCCAGCCCCAGCAUUGCUUUCCCUUUACCACCAUAGUUGGUAGGCAAAAUAUUCUAAACUGAUCAAAUGUAUUUAUUGUAACACUAGUUCUGUGCCACCUCUGUGCCAAAUACAAACCGUUUCCAACAUAAGCUACAAUAGCAUUUAAACCAUACACAUGUAUGGAACAAUUGAUUGAUUGAUUGAAGACCAUCAUACUGUACUAAUUGUUAGGGAUCGCUUUUUUGUUUUGCAGAAUGGCAUUUCAAAGAAAUGGGAUUUCAUGAGGACACAUGACAGGUAAAUUUUGCAGCAUUUUUUUCUUUUACUCUUCUUUUUUCUUCAUCCAAUCAAUUUUCUCUCUCAUCUUAUCUGUCUGUCUAUCUAUCUAUCUAUCUAUCUACAGUGGUACCCCGCAAGACGAACGCCUCGCAAGACGGAAAACCCGCUAGACGAAAGGGUUUUCCGUUUUGGAGGCGCUUCGCAAAACGAAUUUCCCUAUGGGCUUGCUUCGCAAGACGACAGCCCAUAGGAAAUCUCAGGGACAGCGGGGAAGCGCAGCGCGUCUUCCCCUCUGUCCUCGGACCUCCUCCGAAGCCUGGCGGCGGGGCGGGGACACCUCCUCCCGCCGCCGCCGGGCUCGGAAGGCUCCUCCGAGCCGGGCGGGGGGAGGGAACACCUGCCGCCGCCGCCCGGCCCGGGACGGUGCUCCGAGCCGGGCGGGGGGCGGGAACACCUGCCGCCGCCGCCCGGCUUCGGAACGGUGCUCCGAGCCGGGCGGGGGGAGGAAGACCUCCCGCCUCUGCCCGGCUCGGAACGGUGCUCCGGGCCGGGCGGUGGGGAGGGAAGACCUCCCCGCCGCCCGGCUUCGGAACGGUGCUCCGAGCCGGGCGGGGGAGGGAACACCUGCCGCCGCCGCCCGGCUUCGGAACGGUGCUCCGGGCCGGGCGGGGGGAGGAAGACCUCCCGCCGCCGCCCGGCCGGGCGGUGCUCCGGGCCGGGCGGGGGAGGAAGACCUCCGCCGCCGCCCGGCCCGGAACGGUGCUCCGAGCCGGGCGGGGGAGGGAAGACCUUCUGAAGGCGGGCGGGGGCGAAGUCUUUGCUCCCCCUGCCUGCCUGUCCCGGAGGGCUUUUGAAGGCGGGGGAGCAAAGACUUCGCCCCCGCCCGCCUUCAGAAGAGGUCCAGGACCUCUUCUGAAGGCUGGCGGGGGCAAAGUCUUUGUCCCCCUGCCUGCCUUCCCAGGGGCUUUAAAUUGCCCCGGACAGCGGAGAAGUCCUCCGCUGUCCCGGGUGAUUUUAAAUGCCGCCCGCCAGCAUUUUAAGAUCGCCCGGACAGCGGAGAAGUCCUCCGCUGUCCCGGGGUUUUAAAAUGCUGGGGGUGGGAAGAAAAGCCCUUGCCCCCCAGCCUUCAGAAGAGGUCCGGGGACAGACUGUCCCCGGACCUGGUCUGAAGGCGGUUUCCCUAGGAACGCAUUAAUUGAUUUUCAAUGCAUUCCUAUGGGAAACCGUGCAUCGCAAGACGAAAAACUCGCAAGACGAAGAGACUUGCGGAACGAAUUAAUUUCGUCUUGCGAGGCACCACUGUAUCUAUCCACUUAACAGUCUUAUAGCACUUCUGAUUGUUCCCAUUCAUCAUUCUUUGUAUACCAAACCCUCUAAGGUGAGCCGGUUGUCCUUUAAGGCCUGGCAUAAACUAAGAGUUAGAGAGAGAGUAUUGCUUAAGGACAUUUGGUAAAUUCACAGCAGAGGCAAAAUUCAAACCAGAGAUUUCCUGAAUUAUAGUUCAGUCUCUUAACCAGUUUGAUCUAAUCCAUGCAUCCAUUUGGUUGUGUACAAACAGCAAAUCUCUGUGAAAGGUCUGACACUUAUACCAUCCUCUCAAAGGGGAACAGUGUAUCAGAAAGGAGGUUUCAGCUAGACUAGAAGAGAUUUAUGUGUUUGGGUUUGGGCUGAUAUGUUGGUUUUAGCCAUACAGGGAAAUUCAAAACAUGGCAAUGCAUUCAAGCAUACCAUCCACCCCCCAAUCUUCAUUCUGACGCAGUACAUUUUCUGUAUGAACCAUUCCUCAUUCCCCUCCUAGUAGUUUGAAUUGGCUUUCUGGGCCAAAUCAGAUGUGAUAUUAAUAGACUAAUAGAUUGGGGCUGCAUCACACGGAGAGGGUAAGUUUAACCCUUCCCGGCUGCAUUCCUAUUGAAACCCCCCACGCUUCUGUUAGCCAUAUACUGUAUUGAAAAAAGCUUUCCCCCGCCUCCCACGCAUCUAUUAUUAAAUUUCAAAAGCCCUGACGUGUUUCCAAGUGAUGCAUUUAGUGUCACGUCUAGUUUGACCCUUGGUUUAGACUGUUUGUAUGCCCACAGAGGAAGGGAGUUCCAAGCCAGGGAACACACUUCAAAAACAUCACUGUUCAGCUUGGAGAAGAGAGGCCAGUCUCCAGAGGUUUCCUUUGGGGGAUUAGAGAGAUCAGUGAAUUGCUGGAAAUGCAGUACCUCGCUACGCCUUGCUGUUCUCGAACAUAAUAACUUCAUAAAUUGUUUCUCCAGCAUAUAACACUUCAUAAGUAUUGCGGCUAUGAUACCUAGCAGCCUUUUAAAGGAGGGGGGAUUACAGAGAAAAGCUCACUAAAUAUGUUUUCUAGAAGGGCUGGGUGGGGUUUUUUUUUUUGCAAUUAUAGUUUUUAAAGGACUUUUUCACAGGACGUUUUUAAAAUAGCUGCUUGCUGUUUUACAUGAUUGCAUAAGGUGCACGUGUCACACCAGUCAUCUCUGGUCACAAAACAUUUGUUGCCUUCGCAUGUGCAGCAGCUGUCAUCCUGCAACUUUUUUUGUGACUACAGAUCACAGCAUUCAACUGUGAGCGUGCCAAGCCAUCUUGCUCUGCACUGCAGCCUUUCUACCAUCGUAGGAAUACAAAGGGCUUCUUCACCCCAGGCCCCUAAGCUUGUCAUCUGGAACUGCUAAUGCAGAGAUCAAUUUUAUUUUUGGGUAGAACUCACUGUGGAUGCCUCCUGCGCUGCAAGCCUCUUGCGUUCUUUUUUUAUUUAUUUCUUGGCUUGACCAGUUUCGUAAUCUGCCCUUUCUCAAACGUGCAGCACGCAUGGGGGUCGCCCGAUUUGCUUAUCCUGGCAACAUACCCAGAUCCUUCAACCAUUCCUCAUAAGACUUGGUUUCCAGACGUUUGAUCAUCUUGGUUGCCCUCCUCUGCACACCUUCCAACUUGUCAACAUCCAUCUUAAAUUGUGGUGCCUGGAACUGGACACAGUAUUCCUGGUACGGUCUAACCAAAGUAGAAUAGAGUAGGACUAUCACUUCCUUGAUCUGGAUACUACUGUUGAGGCAACCUAGAAUAGCACUAGCUUUUUUUCUUUUCUUUUCUUUUUGCUGCUGCAUCACACUGUUGACUCGUGUUAAGCUUGUGGUCCACUAAGACCCCUAGAUCCUUUUCUAAUGUUGAAAGCAGUCAAUUCCAGGCACUAGAGGAAGGAUUGUGGGUGACGGGCGAACUGUUCUGGCCUCUAAUACAGAUGCUCCAUGCACUGAACAAGCAACAUAAUGCUCACAUAUUAACUCAACUCCCUUGCAUUACAAAGCUAUACAUGCCACCGGCAUUGAAAACUCAUGUUCAUUUCAUUGGCGCCUAUGCAAAAGACGUUGCUCCUCUCGGUCAAAUUGGCUGUGGCUAAUGAUGUUGAGAUUUGAAUUACUGAAACCAUUGUACUACUUUUUUUACAGAUUCAUUCAUUAGUCUUUCCACGUUGUUUACUCCUCUUUUCCUUUCCUUUUUAAAAUCACAACUGGAGAUCAGUUGCCUUUGCGGUCUCAAUUGUGACGCAGUGCGUUAAGCUGUGGGACCAUGCUAAAAGAAAGUUUCCUUUUUUAGUAGUGAUGCAUUAAGAUCGCAAAAUAAGAUAUUUUGAAUGCGCUCAUAAUAUUCUAAAUUAAAGUAAUCACUAAAGAUAACAGGAUUCCAAAACUACUUGGCCUUCAAUCCCAGGUCCAUGCAUGUGGUAGAAACUACUGAGCAUUUUUUUUUUUAAAGAACCAAGCUCAUUAAAUUAGCCAAUGUGAGCAUAUACCAGAUCAGUCUUUCCCAAGCUGGUGACCUACAAGUGUUUUGGAUGAAAACUGCCAUCAGUACCAACCAGCACUGCUGUCCUAGAUAAAUACACCUUUCUAAGAUAACAUUCAUAAGGUAGUUUUAAAGCACAUGCCCACCUCUGAAGAAUUUACCAUAUUUUUCACCCUAUAGGACGCACUUUUUCCCCUCCAAAAAUGAAGGGGAAAUGUGUGUGCGUCCUAAGGGGCGAAUGCAGGCUUUCGCUGAAGCCUGCAGAGCGAGAGGGGUCGGUGCGUACCGACCCCUCUCGCUCUCCAGGCUUCAGGAAGCUAUCUGCAAGCCUUGGGAGAGCUGCGCGAAGUUGCACAGCUCUCCCACGGCUUGCAGAGAGCUGCCUGCACCCCGAAGCCUUGGGGGCGCACUGAGCUCAGCGCUCCCCAGGCUUCGGGCUUUGCGCAGCUCUCCCACGGCUUGUGGAGAGCUGUCUGUUCUGGGGGCUGGGGUCGGGGGAAGCUCGGGCUUCCCCCGCCCCAGCCCCGCGCCUGGGGGGGAAAUAAUUUUUUUCCCUUUAUUUCCUCCCCCCCCAAACUAGGUGCGUCCUAUGGGCCGGUGUGUCCUAUGAGCCGAAAAAUACUGUAUAUUAUAAACUGCCCCUUGCUCUGCCCUGCAAUAAAUAAUAAUAGUGUUGUUAACUGCAGUUUGUUAAGGGUGCUGGGAGUGGUAGCUCUCUGACAGAGGCUGUGUGUGCACCAUAAAUUUAAAGCACAUGAUUAUGCCCAAAGAAUUCUGGGAAUUGUAGUUUAUCCUUUACAGAGCUACUCUUCCCUGGCACCCUUUAAAUGUAUGCAGGUGUGUCUAAAAUGCAUGCUAUAUAUGCAGCUGAAAAGAAAGAAGUCAUAAGAUCCUUUUGCAGGUUUGGGAGGUCUGAGUCGCACUUUUUUCACGUCAGCCCUCAGGCAUAGCACCCUUAACCUUUGUGGGCUUAAUGAUCACGUACAGAAGAGUCCCCGCAAAAACGAGAGGCAAGCCUCAGACUGAGGCAAGGUAAAGGGAGUUUUUGCAGAGUCAAAACGAGAGAAAAAAACUGUAACAUGUUUCCAUAAAAACUUCACGCUUUAAAGAAUUAUUAUAGGAACCUUCCCACAUCUUUCAGGAAACCUGUAAACCAGGGCUUCCCAAACUUUUUUCAUGUUGGUGACACACUUUCUAGAUGAGCAGUUCAGUUUUACUAGCAAACCGGAGGUUAAACUCACUCGUUUUCAGCCCUGGGAGGAGCACGGGGAGCGUUCGCAUGACAUACCUGCACACUGCAGCCGACACGUGUCACAACACACAGUUUGGAAAGCUCAGUUGUAGACCAACAUAUUUUAUGCAUCAUGUCUGUUUGUUUUUAAUUGCGACUUUUUGGAUGCUGCCACAAAAUACCCAUAUUUUAACUUUUCAAGUACUAAAUUUAAACAACAGCUGCACACAAAGGAAACCUUUUUGUUCUGUUUUUGUUACUGGCGCUUCUCCUAGAUCUCCUGCUGUCAUACUGUAAGGCCAAAAGGUUCUGGGUGGCCUCCAAACCCCAGCAACCUUCCCACUAUUUGUCGAACUGUGUAUUAUGCAAUUCACACAAGACCCUGCAAAAUAGCCAGUGCAUGUGAUAACCCACCUGGGAACUCAAUUCAUGUUGAAAGCAUUGAAUACACUGGGCCUGCAACGUACACUCAGUUUACAUAUAUGUGAUCACUACCUUACAUGGAUGGAGGAAUGAAUAAAUAAUAAAAGGAGAGCAGGGGAAGCCUACCAUUCCCCGUCCUCCAUUGAUUUAUUCCCCCCCACCUGUGCACCAGCAGGUUUUCCUUGUUUACCGGGCUCUGGGAAGGUCACCAAUAAGCUGCCAGAGCCCUCAUGAUGCCCUUCCCAGAGCCCUGUAACUGAACAAAUCAGGCUUUUCUAUCGGACAUAGUGGGAGGUACCAGCCGAAGUACCUCUCCAUCAUCAUGCAAUGGGAUUUGGCAGCCCAGUAAUUACACGAGCCAAAAUGAUAAAAAGCUCGAGUGGAUCUUUGAGUAAUGCUAAAUAUUUUCAACAUAUUCUGAAUGGGGGGGGGGGGGGGGUGGAGUUCAAAGGAGACCAAGCAAACAUGCUGAAUGAAAACCAAACAAGGGGAAUUGUUACAAGAGGGAGGCUUGUUCAUACUUGGGCCUCGAAGGCUUACAGGGAGACGAGUGCUCUUUAUAAACAUGUAAAGAGAUCUUUAAAAACAGACAGGUAUCAAUUAUCUUCCUUGGCCACCGCGAACAGAACAAGUAGACAUCUGAAGCUGAAGACAGAACAUUUCAGGUUAAACAUUAAGGAAAAGCUUUUUGAACAAGCUGCGAAGGGAUGUUGUGCAAUCAGCAGGGUUUGGAAGCUGGUCGAGUCUGGACUUGACAUCUCUUUAUCAAGGAUGAUGCAGGGAAUAAUGAAUUUCAUCCUGCCUUUGUAGAGAGGAAUGAGCCAAAGAACCAAAUAUCUUUCAACUGAGAUAACUAUCUGAUUUGUAUGUAUCACACGUUCAUAAUUAUCCUUUGGACGGGACCUUAAUUGGAACAUAGGGAGCUGCCUUAAAAUGAAUCACAUGCAGCUCUCGGGUCUUCUCAGCCCUUGGGCUUCCCCCAAGCCAUGCCUCUCCCCAGGCCACACCCCUUUUCCCUAGGCCACACCCCAGCCCUGCCCCACACACUUCUCAAGAGCUUUUGUCUGUCUGGAAUGUGCCCUUGAAGCAUGAUGGUGCCUCUUGCUCACCUGGAAGAAUUGAGGUGUGCAUUUAUGGAACCAUCUGCUUUUUGUGUGGUUGAGACAAUGCCUCUUUGACAAAGGUGAGAUUUUCAUCCAUUGCACCACAGGUUGGAUGGAGGCUAGCAAAUAACACAGCCUGUUGGGUUGGCCCUCCUAUAGCGUAUAAAUUUAUUUUCAGUUAGAGUCCAGUCCUAAAGGCCAGGUCCCUUGGAUUAUUACACUACUAACAAAUUCAGGGGAAUGGACAUUAAAGGCCAGCCAUUGCCAGCAUGGCAAGUAACUCUGCAGAGCUAUGCUGUUGCCAUAGAUUUGGUUGGCAUCAAAGCCCUGGCAAUGACCACUCUUGGCAGAUGUGGAUGUGCAAAAUUGUAUCGUGGCACAAAAAUAUGGAUGGGUGGAAGACUGAAAGAUAGGGCAGUGCUUCCAGAUUUCCGAAAGCUGAGAAAUACCGUAUUUUUCACUCUAUAAGACACACUUUUUCCCUCCUAAAAAGUAAGGGCAAAUGUGUGUGGGUCUUAUGUGUGUGCUCUUCAAGGCAGGGGGAGCCUUCAUCCCGCUGCCCUGAAGAGGCUUUGCACAGCUAUCCCAGAAGCCAGAACAUCAAGAGGGAUCGCUGCACAGCGAUCCCUCUUGCUGUUCUAGCUUCUGGGAUUCAGAAUUUUUUUCUUUCUUGUUUUCCUCCUCCAAAAACUAGGUGCUUCUUAUGGUCUGGCGCAUCUUACAGAGCGAAAAAUACGGUACUCUCUUUUUCUGAAUUAAAAUGGGAAGCUUGCUUCCCUUUACUCAAAAUUCAAGUAGAUGGAUCAGGUAGUAGGUGAUGGGAAGACCUUGUCUGAGGCACUGAAGAGCCACUUCCAGUCAGAGUAGACAACAGAAUAGGCAAAUGGACAAUUAAGGCAACUACCAUCUUUCUACUUUUUCAUGGCACACUAGUGUGCACAGCUUAGGAAUUACUCUUAGAGAGAGUUUAAGGUGUUUUGUCAACGGACCACAUGAAAAUCAUUUCUACUGAGGGUCUGCAGUGGUUCUUUGUUAACCUGCAUAAUGAGGCAAACCAGGGUGAAUUGAAUAAUGAUAUCAUGUUCCUUGGAUUGCACCAUUGACAAGAUGCCGUGAGUGGGAUCAGGGAUGCUCUAAACUUCCAAGUCACUUUGUGGCAUUGCUUUAUCCAGAAAGUUAGAUGCACAAACUUUUCUUCCAUCCCUUUUCUGAGAAGUUAAGCCAGACUCAUUGGGGAAACACUAGCAUUCAAAAGGGGAAGGAGUAAAGAGGAAAAGAAGGGAUCUUUUGCUUUGAUGGACUGGUCUAGUUUUUAUCCCCAGUGAAUUAUUGUCACCCAAAUAACAAAUCUAAUUGGAACACCACAGAGCAGAUCCAAAACAGACACAAGGUGAAUCUUGCGUUCACGGCACACCCUUAGUUUCUAAAAAGCUGUCUCCACAUGCACUGCACAGAUUGCAACCAGCAGGCAGGAGACCGGGUCUGCCAUCGUGGCAACCAGUGCAAGUUGUUCUGUGUGCCAUCGCAGUUUUGGAUUCCUUCAGGGUUAGAGUGUUAACGUAAUGCAUUGGAGGGUGGGGGUGGCAAGACAGUUUUUACACAUAAUCAAAGGUCAUUGCAACACGUGUCACAAGCAACACCCCAAAAAAAAGCUGAGUGAAGCUAUAAGCACAAUAGAUUUCAAAUUUUAUUUAAAUAUUCCCUGCGCCUCCGCCUUAAAAUGAUUUGGAACAGUAAGGUCUCCUUGCCUUGCGGAUCCUGGGAUGUGGGCCAAAGUAUCUCACACAGAGAGACAGUAUAUUGUACUUUAAAAUGCUGUGACUGAUGCGGUGUAUUGUAUACAAAAUGUUGGCCCGACAGCCCACUUCCCUUUUUUGUUGUUGCCUAAUUUCUUACACUCUGUAUUUUAUCCAUUAUUACACACAAACCCAUGUUGCUGAGCGUCUGUUUGUUUUAAAAAAUGUCCUUCGGCACCUCAUUCUUCUAUACACUGAUUAAAUAAAACGCCGUAGGCAGCUCAAGCCAAUGUAAUAAUCUGUAGCUGUGGUUUAUGUUUCAAAGAUAGAUGCUUCUGGGAUUGUUAUUACGCCUUAAAAAUUAUUGCUACUCCUCAUUCUCUUGCAAGGCUGAUUGUUAAAGGAGCAGGGCUUGUUGCUUGUGGCGUCACAAGGAAUAUCUUGCUAAAGUAACAACCCCCCCCCCCCCAAUUCACGCUGUUGUUGUUUUAACCUUCCUAUGCACAAAUGACCCUGUAGGUGCAUAAAUAUAUACAUAUUAAAAAAAAAUUCAUUUUGCUCUUGUUAGUUCAUAUUUUAUGCAUGUUUUGUACAAUAAAGGGGUUCUGUGGUGUUUCAACAGAGAUACAUGGACACACACGCAAUGUGAAUGUUUAACUAGAAGAGUUUUGGAAUCAUUUAGGCUUCAGUUAACAUUAAUGAGGGGCAGGAAACCACUGUAAUUAAGUUAUUGCAGGGGUUGCAUUAAAAAUUUUGAUUUGUUUUUGGCAUCCGUCUGUCUCAGGAAACACUGGAAGAGUGUGCCUUCAGGGGUGAAGUCAAACAAUUGGAGAGUUAAGAGUGCCUUCUUUGGGAGGAGAGACAUCCUUUAUUGCAGGUUAUAUUAUAAUUUUGAUUAUAGCAUUGCUAUUCCUACUUUAUGUUGAUGCAGGAUUUCCGAUAAGGAGGUGUUAAUGCUUCAGUAUUUUUUAUUCAUGUAUCCAGAAGGUAUUUAGUGAAAUGGAAAACUGCAGGAAGAAGGUAUCAGGAGUCCAUGGCCCAAUCUUGAAGUGAAAUGCAAACUGUGCCCCCCCCCCACUACUUUGCUGGAUACAGUGAUUUGAUAUAUAGGUUUGUUGAGUAACUAUGUUGUGCAUAAACCAUAGUUUCCUUUAUUCAGAUUAAAAACCAGUAAACCGUAGUUUGUUCUCUACAAACUGAAUGGUUUAAACCAGAGUUUUCCAAACUGUGUGUCGUGACACGUUCGUGUGUCGGCUGUCGUAUGUAGGUGUGUUGCACGAACGCUCCCAGCGCUCCUCCCAGGGCUGGAAAGGGGUUAGUUUAACUUCCGGUUUGUUAGUAAAACUGCAUUACUGUGUCACAAAAUGAUGCAUGUCUAAAAGGUGUGUCACCAACAUGAAAAGUUUGGAAAGCUCUGGUUUAAACUUUCUCCCGUCAAGUGUGGAAAAAGAGGGGGAUUUGUUGUUCUGUUUGAAUUAGGCCUCUAGUACCCCAUAUAAAUUAAGAUUGAGGUCCUUAAGACCCCAAAUACCAUCACUGUUAUAAAUUUACUCCUGCACAAUAAGCUACAAACCUCAAUAUAAUCUCGUAGCACUUGCGUCAAACAAGAGUCAUUGCCAAAUAUAUCUGCUACUGGAUUGUGGUUUAAAAAAGAAAGGAGCCCUUUGACCACAACGUCAGGUUAGUAGUGUUUUGUAUCGGCGCAGAAAAGUUAAAAUGUACUUGGCAAAUCUACGAUUGUAAUACAUUUUUUAAAAAUGUACGUUGCAUGUUGAAUUUCUUUUUUUGGGAGGGUGUUGCAAAAACCAUUUCUUUAGGGAUAGCCUUUUAGACCUCUCUAAUUGUCUUCCUUUUUGAGGGGCAGAGAGUCCACUUGGCUAUUAGUAGGAAAGGCUGAGUGUUUUUGUCAAGAGCUUAUGGCUUUGCGUCUCUGAGGGGCUGCAUCUUAAGUAGCCAUUUGGAAUGGCAUUGGCCUUUGGUGGGGGGAGCGAGAUGCAGCACGCUUUGAAGGAGCUCUCAAUGAGCCAACGAAAGAUUGUGCAGGCGUGCCCACAUUUAAUCCAGGGCCUGCCUGCAUUAAUGGUUAAAGCUCUGGGAAAGGAAAGGGGUUGCACCAGAAAAUAAUCAAAAGGCUGUAGCUUUAGUGCAACUGCCCUGGAGUUGAGUGGCUGUGUUUUCUCUUGCCUAAGCCGCUUGAUCUGCCUGCCUGAUUAAAGGACGUUAAUGUCACUCCAUUUAUCACAUUGAACGUUUAUAGUGUGUUGUUCUUAGUAGCCUUCUUCAAAAACUGUGCAUUGGUUGUAGUUGAGAAGUUAGUGAAUCUCUGUUUUGCUUUUUACCAGUUCCCUUUCCCCCUGGCUUUUCUCCAUUUGAGUCGCCACUCAACCAACUCGGUGCUUCUACAAUCUCAACACUUGAGAGUUAGUGUAAAGGACUGUUUUAGCUCUACAUCCAGUUUUAUCCUGAGACGAAGGCUGUAGUCCUAACCUGUGAAUAAGCACCAUUGAAUUCAGUAAUACUUCUGAGUAGACAAGGUUAGGACUGUGCUGCAACUGGUCGUCGUCCCCACCACCAGUAAUUCAGUAGCUUAUAAAGAUAUAACUGUCUCAUUCAGAUUUCUUUUUCUGGCAAUGGUUUCUGUUAAUGAGAUCCUCUGAUGUUUGGGUGGAACAUCCUCAAGCAGAGGGUAAGAAAAUGAAAUUCGAUGAAACUGUCAUACAUUGGGUUGCAGGUAACUCCUGCCCGCUGCUGUUGCCAAGAGUGCUUGCAAAAUCAAGAUCCAAGUCAAGGGAGGUUGUGGGCAAAGUUUGCAGAGCUCUAAUGACAAACCUAGACAGCAUCUUAAAAAGCAGAGACAUCACCUAGCCAACAAAGGUCCGUAUAGUUAAAGCUAUGGUUUUCCCAGUAGUGAUGUAUGGAAGUGAGAGCUGGACCAUAAAGAAGGCUGAUCGCCGAAGAAUUGAUGCUUUUGAAUUAUGGUGCUGGAGGAGACUCUUGAGAGUCCCAUGGACUGCAAGAAGAUCAAACCUAUCCAUUCUGAAGGAAAUCAGCCCUGAGUUCUCUCUGGAAGGACAAAUCCUGAAGCUGAGACUCCAGUAUUUUGGCCACCGCAUGAGAAGAGAAGACUCCCUGGAAAAGACCCUGAUGUUGGGAAAGGUGGAGGGCACAAGGAGAAAGGGACGGCAGAGGAUGAGAUGGUUGAAUGGUGUUCUCAAAGCUACCAGCAUGAGUUUGACCAAACUGCGGGAGGCAGUGGAAGGCAGGAGUGCCUGGCGUGCUCUGGUGCAUGGGGUCACAAAGAGUCGGACACGACUAAACGACUAAAGAACAACAACAAAGUGAGAUGCACUGAUUCUUCAUCUGUGCUGGAAAAGAAUGGAUAUGAAGUCAGGGCAGCAUCAGGUCAAUCACAAGGGCCCAUCUGAAACUUGCAGGAAGCAAUGUCAAAGGCUUGCUGAGGUCACUAGCUAAUAUGGGGGUGCAGGUAGCGCUAUGGUCUAAACCAUCAAGCCUCUUGGGCUUGCCAGCUGGAAGGUUGGCGGUUCAAAUCCAUGCAACGGGGUGAGCUCCCAUUGCUCUGUCCCAGCUCCUGCCAGCCUAGCAGUUUGAAAGCAUACCAGUGUGAGUAGAUAAAUAGGUAUCACUGCAUUGGGAAGGUAAACAGCUUUUUCGGGCACUCUGGCACUCGUCACAGUGUUCUGUACGCCAGAAGCAGUUUAGUCAUGCUGGCCACAUGAUCCGGAAAAGCUGUCUGCGGACAAACGCCGGCUCCCUUGGCCUGAAGCGAGAUGAGCUCCCCACCCCUUAGUUGAUUUCGACUGGACUUAAGCAUCCAGGGGUCCUUUACUUUUACCAUUACUAGCUAAAAUGGAAUCUGCCCACCCAUGAGACUGGAAAGGAGUAAGAAUUGAAGAAGGGAACAAAAGUCGAGCAUCAGUGAUAGGACACAGACACACAAAGCAAGACAAAGCAGGGAGAACUGUGCUGCGCCUCUCAGCUGAUCAACCCCCAAAUGGUCACCCAAAUGUGCCUUCCAAAGCUUGCUAGAGCGAGGAACAGAGAGCAGCACUGCGCCCCCAAAGCCGACCUGUAAACGUGCCUUGGAAUAGAUCACUCACGGAAGCUGGCAGAGAGGCUGUCAACACUGCCCACUGUACCAAGCCCAGAAGGAAUGGCAGCCAACACGGGGAGCGGAAGAGAUCCAACGGAGGAGAUCCACGAGCAAGGAAAAACAGGAGCUGUUAAAUAAUUAUCUAGGGGAUAAGGGUCCAUCAAGAAAGACCUGGUUAUGUUUAGAAUGAUACUGUAUAGGGAAAUGUUCCCUGAUACCAAGAUGAGGGAUUCUAUGGAAUGCCGAUAGAAUUGAUAAGAAUAAUGAUCUGUUGUGACCUUGACGGAAGCGUACAGUAGAUGAGCCUUCUUGUGUUUUUGCUCAUCUUCCUCUUUUUUUCUUUUUCUCCUCCUCCUCCUUUUUCUUUCCUUUUCCUUUUUUCUUUUUUCUUUCCCAUAAUGGCUUAUGUUGUAUGCCAUGUACUUGGAAUUUUUUGUAGUUUUUUAGCUUUUUUCAUUAUUAUUAUUAUUAGUAAGGAUUUUUCUUUUGUAAUUUUGGUUGUUUAUAUUUACAGUGGUGCCUCGGGUUACACACACUUCAGGUUACAGACUCUGCUAACCCAGAAAUAGUACCUCGGGUUAAGAACUUUGCUUCAGAAUGAGAACAGAAAUCGUGCUCCAGCGGCGCGGCAGCAGCGGGAGGCCCCAUUAGCUAAAGUGGUGCUUCAGGUUAAGAACAGUUUCAGGUUAAGAACGGACCUCCAGAACAAAUUAAGUACUUAACCCGAGGUACCACUUUAUCUGUAUUUGUUUAAAGCAAAAUAAAAGUAUUUUUUUGUUUGUUUUAAAAACAGGAGCUGGUGAGAGAGGAAAGAGGAGAUCUCCCGGCUGUUUCCCAUUUAAACUGAGCGGGCCACACCUCCAGACCAACCGGGUUGGUCAGCCUGGGAGUGACACAGCCGGAGCCCCCCAUUCGCGCAGGGCUGACCACACCCCUGCGCACAUGAAGGGGUCGUGAGUGCCACAACCCCACCUCCUCCUUAAGGCGGAAGUGGCUUUGCUCAGGGUAAAGGAUUGCAUGCUACUCCAGAAGUAUUAUCCUGCUGGGAGCUGCUUGGAGCAAUUGGCUGUCUCAGAGGGUGGAGCAUUGCAAGAUGACAAUGCCGUCGUAUCACAAACCCUUGAUGAGAAGCAUAGUUUCUGGAACAAAGUUCCCAGACGAGCACUCAGUCAGGGUCAAAUCUGCUGGUUCAAGCUUUGGGAUCCCUGACUCAGUGACUCGAGCAAUUGCAGUUCUCCUCUGAGCUCUCUGGUGCGAGCACUGAUCUCCUGAGUUUGCAGGAUUCAUGGGGGGAGGAGGAGUUGCUCCGGCCAAAGGGAUAUUCUCUUGACUUGAACGGGCGAGCCUUUGCAAGUGAGGGAGCAGUAUAUGCAGGUCAGAGGCACCCUCACUUCCCAAGGAGUUUUCUCUUCCCAUCGGCUCUUUCUGUCGUCUCUCAGCAUCCCAAUGGACCCGAAACAAAGUUUUGUUGACUGUAUUCUCCAGGGAGGGAGUAAGAACAAAAACAAAUUGUAUGCAUUUCUGGCAUGUUUGCACAUGAGACCUAUUGUUCGGGGCCUUUUGAUGUCAAUUUCAGAUUAAAUUCUUGUGUAUGCUUCAUACAUUCCAAGGAGACUCUACUCUUUUCCUGCCCUUGUGUUCUGCUUAGGCAUUCCCAUAACACAACACAGUGGCUGGAUCUAAUCUUUCGUCCAUUAUGGUGCCAAAUAUGUUGUCACUACAAUACGGGGGGGAAAUAUAAAGUCAUUUCAUUUGUUCAAAUAAACCUUUUAAUAAUGUUUGUGUGUACACUAUCCAAUGGUGAAAGCCCCCUCAUUAUCCGAAGAAAUCCAGGACAACUGGAAUCCACGUAGCACCAAAAUAGUUACUGUGUUGUCAGGUAAGGGUUCAACGUCCAUUAAAAUGCAAACAUGCCUCUGCCCCCCAAAACCUGGCUGUACAGUAUUCCUAAUUGUGCGUUGCUCCCUUGGAGCGUCUCCCGCAUCAAAAUGACAUUCACACACACACACACACACACACACACACACACUUUCACUACCUAGCCCCACCCCCCAUGCUAGACUUCACUAUCCUCCCCAAGCCUCCCUCAUUGGGGAGAGGACAACAGAUGCUGAGGUCUUAUUGCCAAACAAGAGACACUAUCUAUCUAUUUAUCUAUCUAUCUAUCUAUCUAUCUAUCUAUCUAUUAAUUAUACUCCACCCAUCUGGCUGGGCCUCCCCAGCCAUUCUGAGUGGCUCCCAACAGAAUAUUAAAAUCACGAUAAAGCAUCAAACAUUAAAAACUGCCUACAGAUGUUUUCUAAAAGUCAGAUACAGUGGUACCUCAGGUUAAGUGCUUAAUUCGUUCCGGAGGUCUGUUCUUAACCUGAAACUGUUCUUAACGUGAGGUACCACUUUAGCUAAUGGGGGCCUCCCGCUGCUGCCGCGCCGCCACUGCACAAUUUCUGUUCUCAUCCUGAAGCAAAGUUCUUAACCCGAAGUACUAUUUCUGGGUUAGCAGAGUCUGUAACCUGAAGCGUAUGUAACCUGAAGCGUAUGGAACCCGAGGUAUCACUGUAGUUGUUGAUUUCCUUGACAUCUGAUGGGAGGGCAUUCCACAGUUUGGGGGCCACUACCGAGAAGGCUCGCUGCCUGGUUCCCUGUAAGCUCACUUCUCACAGGGAGGGAACUACCAGAAGGCCCUCAGAGCUGGACCUCAGUGUCCGGGCUGAACGAUGGAGAUGGAGAUGGAGACCCUCCUUCAGGUAUACUGGGCUGAAGUGUUCAACCACAAGGCCAAGGCCAAAAAAAAGAAAAAGCCAAUGGAAGCUGGUAUGAGCAGGCCCAUUACUUAUCUCCCCCCCCCCAUUUAUCUUCUCAUUUGUCUGAUAUUUUGGGCAGCCUAACGAAGUUUCUCUGCAGGUGUGUUUGCAUAUUGCGCUAAACCAUGGUUUAGUGUGAUGCGCUUGAGCUGGAAUGAGCCCAAGCAAGCGUCAGACUUGUGCAGUUCCCGCGCCUUCCUCCGACAUAGCUAGGAGAAGGACUGGGCAGCAUUUACCUUCUGUUUCCCUUAAACUCAGCUUGUCAUAGUGUGAGAACAGGGGGCAUUGGUUUACAAUUAGCUGUUUGAACAAGCUAGUUUCCAUAAACCAUGGUUUGAAGUUCGCCUGGAGUCAGUGGCGAAGCUGCAUGCUCUGGCACCGGGGGCGGAGAGCAGGCGGGGGCGUGGCUGGUGCGCGUCCUGGGGGCGUGGUGGGGGUGUGGCGCGUGGUGGGGGCGGCCAUGACGGUACCCCCCCCAAUGGGGCCGGUGCGCUCCCUCUGCCCCCGUUCCUCUGCCAGUGCCUGGAGUUAGUGAUAAGCCUUAACCCCCCCCCCCCAGGUUCACAAGGGCUUGCCACUUUUAAGGGAAACUGAAAGUAAAUUAUCUGAAGCCUAGUUCUCUCAACCUCCUUAAAUAUCUGACGGUAAACAAACAUUUCCAAUUUAGAACAAGAAAACCCCUUUCAUCAGUGUUCAAGGAAGCUAAACUAUUAAUUGAACUAACAACUAAUUUGGCUUUUUGCAGAUACUUUGUUAAGUUUCACAAAUCUUCCGUGUUUCAGCGUUCCCUGUUGUCUCAAGAUGGCACAGAAAGGAGACAGUUGUAAUGAAAACACUAUUCCAUUCAAGUUUAAUUUGAUCUUGUUCCUUAACUUUGACAGCUUGGUUCUGAUUGUUCCAUCUGUUCUGUGGACUGAAUCGGGGGGGGGGGAUAAUAACCCAUUCUUCAGUGAGUUGACACAUGGUACUUCGUUUUCAAGUCAUCGUUAUUCUCUCUUUCUUUCUCUUUGUUAGAAUAUAAAUUCUAAUUUCGCGAGCCUUUUGAAAAUGUAUUACUCGUGUAGUAUCCAAUCAUUAUGGCUGUGAUAAAAAGCAGGAACACAUAUUAAAAACCCUUGAGAGGCACAUAACUCCUCUGUGAGAUCAGAUAUGCAAAAUUUCUGAAAACUAUGCAGCCAUUUAUGGGGGAGAGUAUAGCCCCUCCCCCCAUCUUUGAGAGAAGUUGAAAUAUUGGCAAGAAUUUCUUUCUUAUGAUCCAUAAAUUUCCUUUAUUACUUUGUUUGCUUCUCAUAAUCCCAGACUGCACUCCGAGGCUUAAAACCUGAAGAUCUUCUGCAUUCUACAAUAUUUGGAAAUGCUUUUUCCAGCAUCGCCUUAAGAGUGUUGCUUGCUUAGCCAUCCAGUCGGAAGCAGCAGCAAUAUUGCAAAAUUUCAUUUUAAAAGCCUUUGUUCCUCAUUCCGAAAGAGAAAAUACUUCAUCGGAUGGUUUUAACCCUCCCCUCGAAAUUUAUCGUUUUGCCAUUUCUGGCCCGUCUAUGUGUGGAAAAUAUUUUUCCUAGCUUUUUCUCAGGUUCUGUCAUUGGCUUCUCACUGGCCAUUGGGGGCAAAAUGAGACAGGAUGUGCCUCUUGCCGUGACAAUAUUCAUGACUUCCUCUCCAAAUGCCCUGCAUCCCUGAGAGAUACUAUGCAGGCUACCUGUUGUGUAGGAAGGCGACAUGUUCGUAGGGCAGUUGCCUCUACCCCUGUUUGCACUCUGCAGAAUUCAACUAGAAUCAUAAGCAAGCAAAUUGUAUUGCUUGUGUUGACACCCAUAUUCAUUCAUUCUCGACAGCUUGGGGGCCUUUGGGAGACUGAAUGGACUGCAGUUAUUGGAGACUCUGAUUCAUGCGUGGUCAGGUCCUUAGGCUAUUACCGAUUUGGCUCAUAGAAAGCAAUACCCCAUGUCAUAGUGGGGGUUUUUUAUAAGGAAAAAACACUGGGGGUUACCCCAGUGUUUCUGCCUUUGGGAGACAGAUAGAAGAGGCAGAAAGGUGGGGGGAGGGAGGAAGCAGGCAAAACAAUAUCAUUGAAAUGCAGUGCUAUGGAGGCUGCUUUUUAUUUUUAUUAAGGUUGUGGUUAAUUUUAAUAAUCUCAAACAUAACCACAUUUCACAUUGUGCAAAUCUCACAGAUGAAGAAUUAAAGACAAGCUUUCUCAGCACUAUGGUAUUGUAUAACUCCUUGAUAAUCACCUCUCUCUUUUAUGUUCUCCGUAACCCUUCAGUCGCCUUGAACAGAUUCCUGGGUCUUUGAAACAGGGCAAGGUAUCAGUCAAAAUUAAUAUUCGGUAGUCAACAAGUUAUCAUGGAACUCUAAUAUAUACAUCAAUUAACAAAUAUGCUUGACAGUUAGUUGGCAUUAAAUCCGGCUAGAAAAACCAGGAUAAAAUCUCUUCCAUAUAAAAAGCAUGGAAAAAAUUUGUAAGAAGCUUUAUACCUCCCAAUUUCCAAAGGGAAAUGAGGAAGAACAGGUUGUGAGGGUGGAAAUUCGUCAGCCCUUCAUUUUGUCCCAUCUGUGCUUGGGGAGGAAAGUCGCUCUGGGCUCAGUGGAUCUUACUUUUAUGCAGUUUUAUGACUGGGCUGGGUUUUGUAUAGAUCAUGUCACCCUCGGAUACACAAUUAUUUGUCUGCCUUCCAGAAACUGCCAUAACUUACACUGAACCCAUAUUAUAGGGAGAGGAAAUGUGUGUGUGUGUGUGUGUGUGUUGCUCACAGCAUAAUUUGUGUUAAGUGUCGUAGCCUCCAAUUCUUAGCCAUUUUGCAUGUGCAAUGCUUUUAGGCCUUUUAGACUACUGGUGAAGGGCUUCUUGAGAUUGACAAGAUAAUUCCAAGGCACUUAGAAUUGGUUAAGGGAUGUUAUUUAGAGUCAGUUGGGGAAAUGAAUUUAGAAAGACGGAGAAAAGGAGAAUAUUAAAAGCUUUCUAUAGCCUCAAAUAGUGUAUACCUCUUUGAGUUUUCUUGCAAUCAAGCAUUGCGUACAUUUUAUGAAAUAAGUAAGUACAUUUUGAUCAUUACUUAUUAUUAACGUGAUAGGGAACAAUUUGAUUAAUAAGAUGAAGCUUCUUGAUUAUUUAAUUCUUCAGUGAUUAUUUGCAAACCUUUUUGACCACAACUGUCUCUGAUGCUUUCUUGUCUUUGAUGUAAAAUAACUGCCGGAACCUCUUGCCCAUCUUGAUAUAAGUUUCUGUUCACUUCUGUGCGUCAGAGUGACAACAGUUGCUCCAGAGAAGUUUCACAGAAAUCAGCAAAGAUGGUCCCAAAUGACUAACUGAUAUGCCAGUCAUACACGCGCCAUUUCUUUUGUUGAUGGCAACUGCUUCAACAUGCCGAAAAUGUUGGCGGUCUGGCAUAUGAUGGAAGUCUCAAGCAACCAAGCCUCUGUUUCAUACCCUACAAGAUGUACUGAUUGUAUAAGAGUUGGGGGUCUUUAUGCAGCCAAGAAACGAUAUCACUAGGCACAAGGGAAUUGCAAGGUCUGCAGAAAAAGCAUAAAAAUAUUUAGGAAAAAGAACCAGGGGCAGCUGCUUGGAAAAGCCGUCCCAUGAGGAUGGAGCAUGCUCAGUGAGCAUGGAAUGCUGGGAACAGGAAACAGAAAGGUGGAGUCCUGGAAGUGGGUGUGGCUGACCGGAACUCUGGACAGGAGCCACACCAUGACAUUUUCUUGCAGUCCCACUUAGGGUCAUUAUAACUAUAAUUUCCAUCCGUCCCCAGUACUAUUGCAUGCUAUGUGUCCAGACAACUCUACAGCUUUCUAUUCUACCUGAGUUGGUGUGUGGAAACAUAGAGUCGUGCCAGAGACUUAUCUCCAAAAUUAGAUCAUGAAUUUAACAACUGUGUCCUUAGCUUGUGUGGCUAGCUCAUCCUGCCUUCCAAGGCCAAGCCCCUAAACCCAUUAAAGCCUAGGGAUGCCUCCUUGCUUGCAAGUGCAUUGAUCUGUGUUUCCUCCUCCCUUGUGCUUUUCUUUUCUUCCUCAGCGUGGCCAUCCUGAUCUUUAAUACUUCUCGGCGGUGCUUUGUUGUGGUGAAGCAGUUCCGUCCAGGUAAUCCCCUUUCUUUGCUUUUAGUUCUUGCUCUCCAAUGAAGCACAGCUUUUGAGGGGCUUUAGCAGUAAAAAGCAGGUGGGCCUUUGAAUACCUGUGGCGUAAUAUUUUGUGACGGAGAUGGGGGAAGAUGCACUAGCCUUUCUGGUGAGUUGUAGAAUCAUAGAAUUGUGGCGUUGGAAGGGAACCCCAAGGGCCAUCUACUCCAACCCCCUGCAAUGCAGGAAUCUUUUGCUCAACGUGCGGCUCGAACCCAUGGCCCCAAGAUUAAGAGUCCCAUGCUGUACCAACUGAGCUAUCCCAGGCCAAUAGGGUGCACUACGCUUACUUACAAGCAUGCUUUAGACUCCCUAGUCCUAACCAUUUAGGCUUCGAAAUGUGUGACCCACUAAAGAAAGCAGCUGCCUUUUGCGGAGUGCUUGAUAGCUCAGUUGGUUAGAGCCUGGUGCUGAGAAUGCCAAGGUUGCAGGUUCGAUCCCUGUAUGGGACAGAGGCAUAUUCCUGCAUUGCAGGGGGUUGGACUUGAUGAUGAUGAUAAUUUAUUAUUUGUACCCUGCCUAUCUGGCUGUGUCUCCCAAGCCACUCUGGGUGGCUUCCAACAAAGAUCAAAAAUACAUUAAAAUGUCACACUUUAAAAACUUCCCUAAACAGGGCUGCCUUCAGUUGUCUUUUAAAAGUAAAAUAGUUGUUUAUUGCCUUGCCAUCUGCUGGGAGGGCGUUCCUCAGGGCAGGUGCCACUACCGAGAAGGCCCUCUGCCUGCUUCCCUGUAACCUCGCAGCGAGGGAACUGCCAGAAGGCCCUCGGUGCUGGACCUCAUGUCGGGGCAGAACGAUGGGGAUGGAGACGCUCCUUCAGGUAUACUGGGCCAAGGCCGUUUAGGGCUUUAAAAGUCAGCACCAACACUUUGCAUUGUGCUUGGAAACGUGCUGGGAGCCGAUGUAGGUAUUUCAGGACCAGUGUUAUAUGGUCUCGGCCGUUCCCAGUCAUCAGUCUAGCUGCCACAUUCUGGAUUAGUUGUAGUUUCCGGGUCACCUUGAAAGGUAGCCCCACAUAGAGUGCAUUGCAGUAGUCCCAGCAGGAGAUAACUAGAGCAUGCACCACUGUGGCGAGACAGUCCACGGGCAGAUAGGGUCUCAACCUGUGUACCAGAUGGAGCUGGUAGACAGCUGCCCUGGACACAGAAUUGACCUGAUCCUCAGUAGACCUUCCAAUUCUAGGAGUUUCCUUUCGCUUUGUUUUUGUUCACCUGGGACAUCUCCCACCUUUUUGCACCAACUUUUUAAAAAGGACCCCCACUCUUUGGGCCAACUCCAAUCCUUUCGUGGCAGCCUAUAUGUAGGUGUGACCUACCCCUUAUCCCCACGGCAUGGCAGAUUUCAUCUGCUUAAUUUAUAUAUUGCCAAGCUGCCAUUAAAGGCUAAGAAGCAAGGCCGAGAAAAAAAGGUGGCCUUCCUGAAACAAAGGCUUCUCGUCGCAGCAGCCUGCCUUUUGGCAGUCUGCACGCCAACAUAGACCGGAUCAACCGUGCAGAAUCCAGCGCUUUGUGUUUCCUUUGAUGGUAUUACAUGGCUCUUAGCAUUUCCUUUAGGAGAGUAUUACCGCAACAGCUGUUUCUAGAUUAAUGCAAAAGGUCUUUUGCAAAUUCCACUCCGCAAUCCACUCUGCACGGGGGGGGGGGGGGUUACUAUGUGCUCAAAAAGGGCUUUCUCAAACAAACACGCGUGCUUUUCAUAACUCUGCCGAAACAGCAGCUGAGUUGACAGGCUGAAACACUCGUCAUUGCGCACAUGGUACAUCAUGUACAGCCCAACAUCCCAGCGAGUAUCAAUGAAUCCUGUGAAAUGUUGGCUGGCAAACGGAAGUUGCCUUGAGACAGAAGUUGCUCCCAAAAGUAGAAGUAAUGCUGAAGGGGAACGGGGAGAGAAUCUAUCUUUAUAAAGCAUGCAGGGUCUCUCCUGUUCUGCUAAUUAGCACUAAUUGGAUGUCCACACACAAACUUAUUUUCAAACAAUGCAGCACAGUAAAUGCACCAGGGACUUCUAAGUGCAACUGUAAUAACAUGCAUCUUAUAAUAAAUAAAUAGAGGCCGGAGGUCUUUGAUUGGUGUGAUGGCUUGACUAUCUCUCGUUAAGGUCAGGUGAGUGCCAGAGUCUUACAUUUUACCUUUCCCCUCCCCCCUCCAGCUGUCUACAUGUGUGAGAUGGAGCGGCUCUGCCCUCAAGUCUUUGAACGUGAAAACCAGGGGAGCUGGUGCCCUCUGCCAGGUCACUUGCCUGCUUCAACAGGAGUGACCUAUGAGCUCUGCGCUGGCAUUGUAGACAAGCCAGAGCUCUCUUUGGAAGAGACAGCUUGCAUGGAAGUCUUGGAAGAGUGUGGGUAUGAGAUCCCUACAGCCAGCCUGAAGAAAAUUACUUCGUGCAGGUAAGUCGAUCUGGGCUUGGUGGUUUUCGGAGAGCAGCUGGCAGGGUAGACCUUGAUGAAAUCAGACAAGCCGAACAUUUCCCGAACAUGCUGUUAGUGUGGGAAUGUUAAGGAUAGUAGGAAAGGAUAUAUUGAAUAAGUAUUAUCCUUCCUUCACUGACGCUAGUAAGUGAUGUAGCAGAGCAGAUUCCCCUCAAUGUAGCUGGAAGCUAGUUUGCAGAUUCAUUUGAAUCUCUUAGUUAAGUUUCUUUCCUGGUGUCCCCUUUGAUCGCUCUUAAAAGAAUAAAGACACAAGAGUCUUUCUGAGUAAAGUAACAAAAAGUUUACUCACAUUUCAGUUCACGAUUUGAUCCCUGAAAGGCAGGCUUUACUUGGUAGUUACACAAAGAAACUGUGAGUUCAUCUCAUGUGGAGACUGAACUCAGGUGCUGCUGGCUGAGAGCCAGCAGACAGCAAAAUUACAUUAAUAGAACAAAAUGGCUGCAGGACAGCAGCAUGGCAGCAAAAGGUAAGAACAAGACAACAGCAGUAUUAAAACAAACAAGAGACAAAACUGCAAGUGAGAAAAUGGCUGCGUGACUUGGCUCUUUUAUGGAAUCAGCCAGAGCCAUGCCCAUCUUCCAGGUCACAUGCAGGGGGAAGAUGCUCCAGACCAGUGGAAGAGGAAGUUACACUGACUGGAUGUCCCCCUGCCUGUGUCCACUCUAGGGAAAUAAGGAAGGUAGCAUUUGACUGCACCAAUGGAUUACAUCCCACAGUUAGGUACUCUGACAACUCUUUGAGCCAGAUCAUGGGCUUGUGUUCUUUAAUGCUCUCCACCAGAAUCUCUCAAAGGACUCUGGCAGAGAGCUUUCCUAGCCCUGCUCCUGAGAUCUUUCUUUCCCCCUUAAUCUGGAGAUCUGAAAGAUUGAACCCAAGACCUGCAGGCUAACUGUGCUAUGCCCCUUCUCUAGUCAGAUAACAGCCAUCCUAAACCCAGCUAAGUCAUCAACAACUGCCAUAAAGCAAACAAAAUAGAAAGCUGGAGAAGGCAAUAAAAGCUUUGUCCCUUCCUUAAUAGUAGCCUGACAAGGGAACCCUUUACCUGCCUUCACCUGUUGCUUCACUUCCUUGGGGGUUGAAGAGGAGGUGGAUUGCACAGGAGAGAUAAUAUCUCUUCCUGCAAUUAGUUUGUGGGGAAGUCUAACCAUGCCCACCUAAGUUCCGGACAAGUUAUUUCCCCUUUUGUUUUUUCUUCAAAGCUGCACAGAGUUACUCAGGGCUGAACUAAAAUGUCACGUUUGACACGGCUCCACCACUGAAAAUAAUAGUUCCAUCUUGUGUCCCCUUGUCCCACUCCCAUGGAGCAUGAGACUCUUAAUCUCAAGGUCGCGAGUUUGAACCCCACUCAUGUUGGGCAAAAAGAUUCCUUCAUUGCAGGGGGUUGGACUAGAUGACCCCCGUGGUCCCUUCCAACUCUACAAUUCUCAGUAGGUGGGGAAAUGAUAUGGGGGAAACUACCUGAUAUGAGGCAUUUCUUUUGGCACAGACACAAUCACACUGUUGGAUAUAUAACAACUAUUCUUGUCCCCUCAACAUCUGGUCAUUUCUUCUAUAGUAUUAUUAUUAUUAUUAGCCCAAGGCCUCUCCAGUCUUACCUCCUGUCCGAGUGGAUUGAAAGAAUGCAGUGCCGGAACAACAAAUCAUGCAGAGACACACCAGGCAGCCUCCUUAGAGAAAGUACACUGAGCACUUAGGAGAGUUGCAUUUUUAAUUCGUUUGUUCCACACAGCCCACCGGUGUGCCCCAGCAGAUCAUUUAGGAAUUACUGGAGUGGAUCAUUUUCCAGCCCGUGGGACAUAACAUGCUGAUUUAAAUCAAAAUUAUUAGCUGCAAUUUGGGAUACAUUUUGUAAUCCCAACUAUUUUAGAAGGAUUUUUUUUUUAAGCACAUUGAAAUUCCACCAGAACGAAGAGGGGAAGCCAACUGUGUGUAUGCAGAAUGCGUCUAGUAUUUGGAAUUAAGGAAAUGUCAAGAAUUAAAUAAUCUAAAAUGAAAAUGUGCUCAGAGCCUUCUGCCUCCCCAGAUUGCAGCUUUGUGGGGGGGAAGCAUCUGUUCUCCUACUUGGAGAUGCAUGUCGAAAUGUAUGGAGAGCUGGGACUUUAAAAGAAAGGAAAACUUUAUUUGCUUUUCCUCUUGACAACUCUAUUGAAGUGGACACUGACAUGCUUUAAGAAAGAAGAAGAAGAAGAGGGGCGGGGGACUGGGAAUUAAAUUCAGAUCCACAGCUGUCAAUCCUGGCAAAUGUCAUUUCCUGCUGGAUUAAGGAGCUUUUGCUAGGGGGAGGAGAAGAGGAACAGAGGAACUGUCUCUUACAACUCCUCGGAGCCAGAUUAUGUGAUUGGGUUCCCAGAUGAAAAGGUGCUUUCUUUGGUGUGAAAGACAGGCUGCAAUCCUAGGCCUGCUUACUUAGGAAUAAUCCUCACUGGACUCAAGGGGGCUUACUUCUGAGUAAACACGCUGGGAAUUGCCCCCCCCCCGCAUUUGUAUUAUCAUUCCGUCAAUGUUAUUUGGAGUGGGGGGGGGGAUAAUUAUGGAUGCAUCUGGGUUUGCUCUUUUGAGGCAAAUAGAAGAACAGGAGGUCCCUACAGAGAUUGGGGACAGGCAGAAGAAGCAAGACUACACCAGUCACAGCCCCCUCCCCUUUUACAUUUGAGUUUUGCCUCCCUCUCUGCCAAUACCUUAGGCCUUGGAGGGUCAUUUAAACGGCAGUCCAUGUUAUGUGCUGCGUAGGGAUGGCUGAACCAGUCACAGAACCAAAACCACAGAUUUGUAGAGUUGGAAGAGGCCACAGGGGUCAUCUAGUCCCACCAUAGCUGUCAACCGUCCCUUAUUUGGCAGGAAAGUCCCUUAUCCCAGCGCUGUGUCCCGCUGCUGUCCCGGAUUGAUGAUAUCCCAUAAAUUUCCCGGGUUUCAAAGGAAGCAGCUCCUCUCCCUCCCUCCCUGCCGGCCAGGGAGGAGGGAGGCUCCAACUGUGUUGCUUGGCUGCGUUGCUCACCCAAUAAGGAGUCUAAGAACGACUGGGGGGUGGAGCUUGCAUGCCUUGUGCCAAUCAAAUCGGCCGCGUUGCCUGGGAACUUGCCUUUGCUCAGCGCUUCCCAGCGGAGAGGUGAUGGUGGUUUUCCUUGCUGCAUCCCCUUUGCUGGGUUGCUGCGCUGUGGGAACCACUGCUUAAGGCUUCGUUUGGCUGCUGGCUGGGCUUUCUGCCUUUGGCUUGGAGGGGCUCAGAAGUUGAACAUACCUGUGCUCGGAAAAUCCCUUAUUUUGGCUGCUGAUCCCUUAUUUCCAAGGCUGCUGGUCCCUUAUUUUCAAAUCUGUAAGUUGACAGCUAUGAGUCCCACCCCUGCAAUGCAGGAAUCUUUUACCCAGUGUGGGACUCGAACCCACGACUUGGAGAUUAAGAGUCUCGUGCUCUAAUGGCCGAGUUAUCCCUCAGGGUCCAUUCCUCAUUUUUCAGAUCUUAAAAGUUUUGUUUGCCGAAUUUCCACAUCAGUUUUGUAAUAAUAGUAAUAAUAAUACUACAGUGGUACCUCUGGUUGCGAACAAGAUCCAUUCCGGAGGCCCGUUCGCAACAUGAAAAGAAUGCAACCCGCAGCGGCAUGUCUACGCACGCGCAGGUUGCGAUUCGCCGCUUCUGCGCAUGCGUGUGACAUCAUUUUGCACUUCUGCGCAUGCGCGAGCAGCGAAACCCAGAAGUAACCCUUUCCAGUACUUCUGGGUCGCCACGGGACGUUACCUGAAAGAACAUAACAUGAAGCGGACGUAACGUGAGGUAUGACUGUAGUAAUAAUAAUAAUAGUUUUCAUGGAAAGUCAUCACCAUUUUAGUGCAAUUUCCCCUGAUCUAAUGUAUAUCUGUACACCGUUUUCAAGCAGAAAACAGUUUACUAUCCAGAAGUUUCUUAUCUAGCACAUUUCCCAGUACAUUUCCAAGCCCAUUUCAAAGUGUUGGUGCUGACCUUUAAAGCCCUAAACGGCCUCAGCCCAGUAUACCUGAAGGAACUUCUCCACCCCCAUCGUUCUGCCCGGACAUUGAGGUCCAGCUCUGAGGGCCUUCUGGCAGUUUCCUCCCUGCAAGAAGUGAGGUUACAGGGUACCAGGCAGAGGGCCUUCUCGGCAGUGGCGCCCUCCCUGUGGAAAGCCCUCAAGGAGAUACAAAGCUUUUAAAAGACAUCUGAAGGCAGCCCUGUAUUGGGAAGUUUUCGAUGUUCGAAAUUUUAUUAUGUUUUUAUAUGUGCUGGAAACUGGCCAGAGUUGCUGGGGGAACCCAGCCAGAUAGGUGGGCUAUUAUUAUUAUUAUUAUUAUUAUUAUUAUUAUUAUUAUUAUUUCGGACAUAUGGUUUCACUUCAUUUGUUUUUAAUUUUGCCAAUGGGGUCUUUUAAUGUUUUCCCAUAAAAAAAUACAGUAUACUGGCCAUACCUGGUAGAGUUAAUGUUGUCUCAUGCUGUACUCUCCAUGGUAAUCUUCGCAUAAAUACAAUUUUAACCUUACUGCUCUGGUUAAUGGCCACAGUACAAUGACAUGCUUUGUAAUUAGAGGGAAUCACCUGCCAGUACACCUGUCUGCAGAUAGUAUAAUAUAAUAUAAUUUUGUGUCAAUUGCUUCUAUUCUUUGUGUGUGUGUUUUUCCUGCACCUGCUACUUAUAACCUCAGAACUGUGUAAAGGUCCAAAUCAAUUACCUUGGGAAAUUACCUUAAUCGCUCAUCAGCUUACCCAUUGUGUGUGUGCACGGAAUUGGCGUGCAGUACAAAGAGCGUCGUGAUUUUGGAUUUGCUUAUAAAAGCAGUAUAAUACGUUCCUCAGAUGCCGCAUAGUGCAUUUGCUUGAAUUUCCUUUUAUUAAUGAAUCGAUUUCAUAAUUUGACUGGAAGGUUUGUAUGCUUAAAAGCACAGGAUCAAUAAGUGUCAAUUUUUGAACACGGAUUCAGAAACGUAAGAGUAGAUUAUUUCACUAUAAUUAUUAUUUAUUUAUUAUUUAUUAAAUUUCUAUACUGCCCUUCAUCUGAAGAUCACAGGGCAGUUCACAACGUAGAAAUACAAAAUGAGAACACAAAAUUAAUUGAAAUAAUGGAUGACAAAUAAACCUAUUGCAUCAUAUAUCUGGAUGGAGAGAGAGAGAGAGAAUCUCACUUGGAAGAGUGGCAGAACUGUGAUGGAUUAAUUAGCAGCAACAUUUUGAACUGGAAACCCCAAGACUGUGUGUUAUAAGAACACAAAUAUAUCAGUUCGGAUCAGUUCAAAAGCCCAUCUAGUAGCCAGUCUCAGGGGAAGGUCCACAGCAGCACCUCUGCAAAUGUUACUGAACCUCUGGCUGGCAUGACUAAUAAUCUUUUGCAGACGUUCCCUCUAUGAAUUUCUCCCACCCAAGUUGGCGGGCAUCGCCUCAUCCAGUUACAACAAAUUCCAUACCUUUAAAUCCUGCAUUCAUUUUGUCUGCCCUGAAUCUACUUCAAAUUAGUUUUGUUGGAGGAGCCUACAUUUCCGGUAUUAAGAGCUAGGGAGAAGAUUUUUCUCCCUUUCAUUUGACACCAUGCAUAAGUUUAUAAAACUUUAUCAUCUCCUUCUUGGCUCACCAAAAACCCAAAAAUAAUGUAGCAUUUCCCCAGAGGGGAUUUCCUCCAACCGCCAGAUCAUUCUGACCACCCUUCUCUGAACCAAGAAGAAACGCAGGGCUGCUGUCAGAAUGGCAACUGUCUGCCUUAACCCAGCCAGCUGAUUUCUUCAUACAACUUCAUUUGUUCAUACAACAAGGAGUGUCUCCGCCCCCAUCGUUCUGCCCGGACACUGAGGUCCAGUGCCGAGGGCCUUCUGGUGGUUCCCUCCCCCCAAUAAAAUAUUUGAGGGGGGUCCCCAACUGAUGGGCAUUGCCAUUCAAAUGGUGUGCAUGCGCUACAUUGGUCGAUCAAUUACGUUGGAUGGGGCUUACCUGCCCACCCCCCAAAAUUUUAUUCAAGUUGGCACCCCUGCAAAAGAUAUUUGGGAACUGACUGUUUUUGAGGAAAGGGCUGGUGCCAUGAUGUUUAUAUUGUUAUUGUCUGUGUUUUUAGUGGAUCUUUUUAUGCUAUUUCAAUUCUCUUAGUGUUUAAUUGCAUUUUCAUGCAUUUCUGUGUUUUAGCUUGUUCUAGUAUAGCUGUGUAAGCUGGGUGUAAAUGUGUAAGCUGGAUGGUAAUAAUAAUAAUAAUAAUAAUAAUAUAAUAAAAUAAUAAUAACAAUAAUAAUAAUAAUAAUAAUAAUAAUAAUAAUAAUAAUAAUAAUAAUAAUAAUAAUAAUAUAUUACAGAUUACAGAAGUGCAGGGCUGCCAUUCAGCAACAUCCUGUGUUUCUCACACUGUGUCGUUCUCCUCUCAGUUGCAGAGUGCCCUUAUUUUGACGGGUGUUCAUGUAAGGUUUCCUUAAAUAUGUACUGGUUUCUCCCCUCUCCCUCUCUCACCCCUAAAGAUCUGGUGUUGGUGUGUCAGGAUCAAAGCAGACCUUGUUCUAUGCCGAGGUAACAGACGAGAUGAAAGCCGGCGAAGGUGGAGGCCAGCCACAAGAAGGGGAGCUGAUUGAGGUGGUGGAAAUACCUCUGCAGGACUGCAUGAAUUUUGCAUUUGACGAAGCUCUCCCUAAAACCAUGGGCUUCAUCUUCAGCUUCAUGUGGUUCCAGACCAACGUUGUCCCAAAGCUGCUAGAAAAAGAAUAACCAUUGCUGAGAUUUCUGGAGGGGUGAGGUUGGGAUUUUUUAUUUCAUUUAAAAACAACAACAACCAUCAAACCAUUUAUAAGAUUUUUUUCCCCUUUCUGAAUGUAUAUAUUUCAGGAAAGAGUCGCAAAAAUAGAAAUUAGGAAACUGCUGCUUUCUCCCCCCCCCCACCCCGGGCAAAGCGGGCGUUAAGCAUUUGACAUCAUUUGCAGCUGCAGACAUAAGUCCUCGCCCACCAUUGGCAGUCAGUCUUGACAGCCAUGAGUUCAUUAUUGACUGGUUGAACGUAACACUGGACAGCAUAGAAGCUGCUAAAGCUGGGAGAGCAGAAUCCUAAUUUGCUGGGACAGACACGCAUUUGCAGCAGCAGCUGUUUGGGGAGGGCAAUUUGGAAUGACAAAACGGUGAGGAAGGGAAGGAUUAAGCCCUUGCUUCCCCCCCUCCCCGCCCCGCCCCCUGGCCUCUGUUUCAUGCACUGCAAGAGGGUCUUUUAUUCGUUUUCUUAAAAGGUCCUUUGGAUUACUCUACAUAUACAUGCAUGUAAUGUGUAAUUACGCUGUGCAAACCCCGCUGGCGGGAAAAGCAUGUUAAAGGAUAGAGCAAUAACCGCCACAGGCACCCCCUUGCACUCCAAAAGUUUGACUUUUGGAGUAAGAAUUACUAGCCUUUCAGGUGACACAUGAAAGCACACACUUCUGCAUAAGCCGAUGAUCUGGCUGUCCCUCCCCAUUGGGAGGAGACUGGCGCAGAGCUGUGACUCACACAGGGAUGCAACGAACAGCCCCCACGGAGAGAAGGAAUUCUGUUAUGUCUCUGCAAAGGGAGGUGAAAGCUCAUUGGAAGGAGGCAAGGGCAGAGCGCUCUCUGUGGGCAGUCGUCCUGGCUUUGCUUUAAGGUACCAAAUGUGUUUCAUCUUCUCACUGAUGAGCCCUGGUCCAGUUUGGGAAUUGCUGAGUCAAAGUUGGCUGCUGCAGAGGAGACCAGUCAGGGGACCGGAUAUGGCUGGUGGUCUCUGUUUUGGCCAAGCCACACAUACCUGCCAUACACCCAACUUCAUAUAUGACAUCAGUUAAGGACGGGGCUUUGCUAGCACCAUAGAUUGGCAUCACACACAACCUCCUCGAGCUGCUCUUCCUAACCAGCUGGUCGUUGGUUGCUUUGGAAGCCCAGCACAAGGCUCUCCGCCACCCCGGGGUGAACACUUCUCAAGCGCCAAGCACAGAACUUGCAGGACGUGCUCAGCCCUCUGCAAGUUGCUUCUUGCACACCCCAAGAUCAGCUGGUUUUGGGGUGCCUGGGAAACGCUGCACCCUUUGAACUUUGACAGGUGUCAGUCAGCUGGAGUCACAGCGACAUCAUUUGAUUGACAGGCAUGUGUUUCCUCCCACCUAUCAAAGUUGGCCCACAGGCGUGGGAGAGAUAAAAUCUGCCCAUUGGACCAAGAAGGACCAAGGUUCUUCUGUGCCCCUUGGGAGCCUCUCCUGGCACUUAUAUUGUGUCCUCAAACCUGAUUGCAAGUUGCACCGGCUUCUCUGUGACAGCUCUGCCAGCUUACCGUAUUUUUCACUCCAUAAGACGCAACUUUUUCCUCUUAAAAUCUAAGGGGAAAUGUCUGUGCGUCUUAUGGAGCGAAUGUGUGGUCCAUGGGGCUGGGGGGGGGGGGGUUAACCUGGGCUUCCCCCGCCAGCCCCGACCUGCUCUUUGAGGCUGGCGGUGGGGGAAAGCGCGCUCUCCAGGCUUCCAAAGAACUCCCGCUGCGCUCCGGAGGCUUCGGGUUGCCUUCACUGAAGGUGACUGAACGCACCUUGAACACACUGUACGCACCUUGUUUUAGAGGGGGAGAACAAGGGAAAAAAAUCUCCCCCUCUCUGCGCAGCUCCCCUUCAGCGAAGCGGCAGGAGAAAUGGAAGGGGCUCCGUUUCUCCUGCCGCUUCGCUGAAGGGGCUCUGCGCAGAGAGGGGGAGAAAUUAUUUUUCUUGUUCCUCCCCCUCUAAAACAAGGUGUGUCCUAUGGUUGGGUGCGUCCUAUAAAGCGAAAAAUACGAUAAUUGCAUGUCUGAAAUGUUCCCUGCAAUGAAAUCUUUCUCCUACUCAUGAAUCUGACUCCUCUGGGGCCCAUCUUUGCUUGAUCCCCUCCCAAUAGAAAUAAUUGUGUUCCACUGUAAGGUUACUGUGGGGAUGGAGGGUGCAUAGUUCACCUAGAAGCGUCACGUAGCAGGUGAUAGGGAAGAAGACCCCCUGCCAGAGAUCCCAGAGGAUCACUGCCAAUCAGAGUAGGCAGCAUUGCGUUGGAUGGGCAGGUUGUUGCUGAUGCUGGAAGUGGCUUUGAGCGGUGCUCUGCUUUUUACCAUUUUAUGUUGUGUACUGAUUUGCUGUUUUAUGGUGUCUUUUUAAAACCUUAAGCCUAUUUGAGAAAUUGAUUCACAUUGAAUAUUUCUGUUACCUCGGGCUUCUAAAGCAGGUGUGGGAACCUCUGGCUUCCAGAUUUCUCCCUGCCCUUUGGCCAUGCUUGGAGACCCAAAGAUUACCCACCUCUGUUCCCAUGGGAUCUAGUUUUCUGAUCCUGUUGCUCUUUUUAGAAUUGGUCCGUAUCGCUGUGUAAAUUUACUUUUUAGUCGUCAUUUUAAUACUUGGUCAUGGCGUUUUUAACAUUGGUGCUGCUGCUGCCGCUUUAAAUUCUGUUGUAAAUGGCCUCUGUAACUACAGCUAUUAUUUUCAUUAAUAAGACUGCGUAGAAAGGCUUGGAAGAUCGCAGAAGCUGGAGAUCGCUUUAAGAGGCUAUUUAUCAUAUUGUUUUGUAUAUCAGUUCGAUGUUGUUUUAAAUCGUGGUUUUUUUAAAAAUCUUAAUUUGUUAGCCACUUUGAGAAUCUGAUUCAGAGGCAAAAGCUGUCUAAUAAAGAAAAAUAAAGUGUGAUGAAAGCAAA